AUGAAGAGAAGGAUGAGGAGUCUUCUGUUCAGCCUCACCCUCGCAGCUCUUACCUGCGGCACGGCUGCUCAAAGUCCAGGUGGGUAUUUUGACCGAAAAUGUUGUUGAUUUUUUACUGCAGGUCACUUUUUAUUUCUUGAUUUACCGGGAAAACGGGUCGUAAAAAGGUUAAAACAUUUUUCAGUUCUUUUUUGUUUGAAGGUUUUAGUCACUGGUAAGUCAAUGUUUGGAGUCCUGGCUGAAAACUGAUCUGUUGAGGCAGAUUGGAAAAAAAGCAUCCCACCCCCCACACACAAACCUUUCCCCACUGUGCUUCACGAUAGCAGCCCCCCCCCCCCCCCCCGGACUUGUAUCCCCCUCCCCAUGACACACCCCUCUGGCAGAGCCAGAAGCCAGCCGGCAGAAGAUCCGCUAGCUUCAAAUAGGAUCCACCAUAUCAGAUUGUUAGUGACAAGUGGCAGUAAAGGCCAGCUCUACUUGCGAGCGCCGUCUGAAGCUGCCUGGACAGCUACCGUGUUGACAUUGCGGAGACUAAUAAGAGUUAUUUAUGUAACAUGUGCCACGAUAAAAGGCGAUAUAAAUGACCUGUUCAACAAAACACACUAAAACUGGAGCUUUCUCCACCACUCCAAAGAUGAUCUGAUGUUUAUUCCAGUUAGAUUCCUUGCUUGGUCACGUUUCCUCUUCGACUCCGCCCUUUCUUUUGUCAGCUUUUCUUUCCAUUUUGGUAGUGGGGCGAGCAGAAGUAUUUGGGGUUUUUUUUGUGUUCUUCUCCAUCACAGCUCCUGUAGCUAAGCUGCUACGCUACUUUUAGCUGCUCAGGGCUCCAAGGAGGGCCGGGUGAGUGGGAGGGGAUGAGUCAAAACUACAGGGGGAGGGGUGUGUCGAAUACAGUGAGGUGAUUGGAUGGAGAGGCAGAGCAGGAGAUUGACCAAUAGGAGCUGUCCGGUAUGGAUGGCUCCCACUGGUUGAUGUUUUUGCAGCCCUGCACCUGUUAGGGUGAAGAGAUUUUUUUCUGUUCUUUUUUCUCUUCACUUUCUGGAGAUCGCACUAUAGGACCAUGAUUGCCAUAGCAAUGAGGUUUAUAAUAAUAAUAAUAAUUACCAAUCUCUACGAUCGUGAACCACGCCUUUAACUCUUCACUCUACAUUUCUACAUAAACUUACCUAAAGUAUAAAGAAAACAGGAUGUUGCUGUGGCUCUGAUCCAUUUAAAGGGAAAUGUACAUGAUUGCCUUUUUUGCAGUGCUGUGCAUAAUCAUCAUAAUAAAAGUCCUUCAGGGGGACAUUUCUCCUACGUCUUGUAAACUGGAUGCUCCUACGUUUUGCUCUUUUCACACUCUUAAACUCCUGCCGAGUUUGAGGACGGUCCCUGGGUAUUUUUUUCCGGUGUUGGCUGGAGACAGUCUGUGUAAGUUGGGGUUAAAAUGUGCCUUUUGGUGUUCACACACGUGGUUCACUUGAGUUUUUGUGCAUGUGUGAAGCUCUUUUUUGGCUCUUCUAGUUUUCCACCUCUGAUGCUGUACUUCCUCUUCCUCUGUGUAGUGUGUGGAAACGCCACAGCGGCAGACAUCGUCUUCCUGGUGGACAGCUCCAGCAGCAUCGGCUACUAUAACUUUCAAAGUGGUCAAAAUUUCCUCAAAAGCAUCAUUAAAGCCCUCAACAUCGGUCCUGACCGAGUUCAGAUUGGUUUGGUGCAGUACAGUGAUAAACCGUACGAGGAGUUCCUCCUGAAGGAUCACACAGACAUGGAUUCCCUGCUGGCUGCAGUGGGAAAGAUCUCCUACCGAGGGGGAGGCACAGAAACAGGAAGGGCCAUGGACUUCCUGUUGAAAAAGGUCUUCACUGAGGCAGCAGGAAGCAGAGCCAAGCAACAAGUGCCUCAGAUCGCCGUGGUUAUCACAGACGGGCAAUCAGCUGAUGAUGUGGUGGUACCAGCCCGUAACCUAAGGAAGCUUGGAGUCAUUGUGUUUGGUAUCGGGGUAGGAGAUGUCAACCUCAAGGAACUGGAGACCAUCACCAACUGGCCUCCAGAUCAGCAUCUUUUUUACACCCACAGCUACCAGUUCCUGCAGCAGCUAAAGGACAAUCUGCUGCAAACCGUGUGCUUCUCCAUGGCCUUAGACAGCCUAGGUAAGCCCAGAUAGGUCAUGAAGUUGUCCUUUAGUUAUUUGUGAUGAUUUCUGGCUGACUCAAACCGAAAUCCUAGCUGUUGUGUUUGUUUAUCUCUCAACCGCAGAAAUCCCUGUGCUGUCAGAAAAUUCACUCAUUCAUUUGUUUCUGUGUCCCUCCAGCUUCUAACGAAGCAUUUGCAGAUAUCGUCUUCUUGGUGGACAGUUCCAUGGCUCCGGAUAUGUUCACCACAUACAAGUCUGACCUUCUUGACCUGAUUAACAAGCUCGAUGUCGGAGGGUCCGCCCACCGUAUCGGUUUGGCCCAGUACGGCAAAGACUUGAAUGUUGAAUUCCUUCUCAGUGCAUCUGAAACCAAACAGGAGACGCUGGCUGCCGUUAAACGGCUGCGCUUGCGUCGUAGACCCAACCAACCACGAAACCUGGGCAGCGCUCUGCAGAGUGCCAGCACAGCGUUUUUCAGCAGGAAGUCAGGGGGGCGGGCGCACCAGUGCUACCGACAGUUCCUGGUUGUUGCUGCUGGGAAGGAAUCUGAUGAUCUGGUGUCUAGAGCGGCUCGUCUGACCGAAGCCGAGGGGAUAACAAUCGUUGGGAUGACUGUAGGUGCAACACUAGAUUCUGUGCUCUUAUUCGCCAGUCCUGGAUACGCAUACGCUACACCAAGAGUAAAUUUGUUGGAUUCUGUUUUCCGGAUGGAGGAAGAGGAGAUUAUCAAGGGUAAAAAAAUUUAUUCAUCUUCUUCUAAUUAUUAUUAAUAACUUAAAGGUGGUGUAGUAAGGAUCUGAGGAAUUCAAGUUUUUGGGAGAUUCUUGAAUGUAAACUCUACCCCUCCCAACCAGUUUUCCCCUUAGCUCCUCCUCUCCCCUCCCUCUCUGCUCCAGCAAGCCCCGCCCACAAACAGACGCUCCUGCUCGCUCAUAUUGUUCCAAUUAAAUUCAGAUAUAAUGCAGAUAAAUACUUCAGAUAAUUACAAAUGGGGCCCAGUCAAUGUAAAAGUAAAAAGCAUUGGUGCUACUGUAGAUGCCAACAGACUACCAGCAAACACAAUGUUUGUAGGACUUCUACAAUGAGGAUAAAGAGACAUAGUCCAGGACCCGAGGUCAACAGUUUAGCGGCGCUACAACACGCUACAGCAGGUCCCGUUAGACAAGAAACACUUCUGUUACAGACACUUGUCUUACUUUGUUAAAGCGGUUUACCUGUCCAGCAGAAAGGUUACAGGGUCACCAAGAUCCUGAAGCGUCCCCCGUUGUUUAUGUUGACCCGGCUUUUUAGCUCUUGUUCGGUCUACCUCCGUUUUAAGCGCCUGUUAUUCCGCCAGAGUCUCCGGUAUUUACUUUGUUUUCUUGCUUGUGUUGGCAGUCGUGGCCAAUGGAGGAUUCAGACAAUUUUCCGAACUUUCUGGUUGGUUUCUACUGUCCGAUAUUGUAGCACGCUAACUUUGUUUGGGCUCGUAAACGUUAUUCGAGGACGUGGAGCGUGCCUCACAACAUGAGGAAGCAGCGUCGGCCUCACAACCAAUCAGGUUGGGGAGGUGGAGAAAGGCUUUGUUUACAGUCAGAAAGAGCGGACCGCUCAAAAAUGAUAUACACAAGACAUAAGAGAACACAGACUUACUUACGUAGACUUAGUUCCUCACGUUCCUAUUGGAACAUUGGGCUAUGAGUCCCUCUCCAUUUGCUCCGGUCCCUAGCGACCCCUUUUGCUUCAUGUCCAUGUCUUCUUUGGCUUCCCUCUACUUCUCUUUCCCCCCUUCUGGCAUCCAGUCUAUUGCCUAACUUGCCGGUCUCUCUCUUGGCAGUCGGAGUACAUGUCCAGUCCUUCUCUUUCACCUGUGAGAGACAAUGUCAGACAAAGGGUGCUACACCUGCCCUUCUCAUAACCUCUUCAUUGGUGAUGUGGUCUCUCCAUGAUAUCCUUAGGAUGGAUCUGAGGCACCGUCGAUGGGAGACAUCCCACUUGUUGGUGAUGCUGGCUGUCUUCGUCCACGUCUCACAGUUGUAGGUCACUGAAUGGAUGACCACUGACAUAUAGAGGCGCAGCUUUGUGGCUGUGGUGAUGGAUUUCGACAGCCAGAUAUUCCGGAGUCGUUGGAAGACUCCUGCAGCCUUGCCAAUUCUGGUCUGUACGUCUUUCGUGCCCUGCAAAGUCUAGAUCUGCCAGUCUGCCCCCUCCCCACUUGAUGCCAUGGUUUGCCUCGAUGACAGUUUUCCUCAUCACAAAGUCAAUGACUGUAAUAGAAAGUAAGGGUGACAGGAUGACAGGGAUACACAGAGAUAUCGUUAUCGUUAAAAGUCAUUUUUGACACGAGAGACCUCCUGGAAGUUUUGUUUUCGGUGUUCAAACAAUAACUUGUCUUAAAGGGGGGGCUUUGAUUUUAAAUCGGUGAAUUGGUUUGUUUAACUGGUAAAUAACUAGAAAAAUAGUCUAAAUAGGCUAAUCUCAAUGAUAAAAUCAUGAUUUUGCAUAAUGAAAUUUUUCCAUCUCCUGUAGCUACAGGUCCACAGCCUUCUGGCAGAGCGGGUGACAGCUUACUGACUGAAGGUGAGGAAAUAUGUUUUUCAACUUGAGAGGGUACAGGGACAGUAGAUUCAGACCAGGAGCCUUUCUGGUCCAGAGCUCAGUGUUUCAGGGUUUUGCUGGAAACAGGUUGUGUCUCCGUCCCAAAUCCGUGGAGUUCACUGUUAGCCUUUUCUUUUUAACAGAAUGUAAAGGAGCCAAUGUGGCCGACAUCGUGUUCAUCGUGGAGGAGUCCACAAACGUCGGCCUUGAAAACUUCCAGCUCGUGCGUAAUUUCCUGCACUCAAUGGUGAGCAGCCUUGACGUCAGCAGGUUCAAAGUCCGCGUGGGAAUCGUGACGUACAACCAGGAGCCCAGAGCUCAGGCGUACCUUGACACAUUCCAGGACAAAGCCGAACUCCUGCAGUUCAUCAGACGCCUGCAUUACAGCGGAGGCGAUACCAACACUGGUGCCGCCCUGAACUUCACUCUGGAGAACGUCUUGGUCAGUCGAAGGGGCAGCAGGGAGGACGUUCAGCAGGUGGCAGUAGUGAUCACUAGUGGUCGUUCCGCCCCAGGUGUCAAGGAAGCUGCGACCGCUCUCCGCCGAGCCGAUGUCACGAUUUACGCCAUAGGGGUUGAAAAUACAAACAAGGCUGAGCUGGGGGAGGUGGCGUCCGACCCCCCCAGUACGCACGUCUUCAUGGAGAACAGUUUCACCAAGCUGAAGUUCCUGAAGCAGAGCCUGAUGAAAACCCUCUGCAACAACAUCAUUCAGCGAGCAAUCUCUCUCACUACAAGCAGACUCGACAUCAAAGAAGGUAAGUCUGCCAGUUUGUCUCUUCACCUCUGAAGGCUAAGACAUACAGGAUGUGUAUUUGGAGUGUGGCCGCAGCGUGGCAUAUCAUGCAGCAAAGCAUACAAGACGUGUAACAGCUCCGUCUCAGCAUUGUAUCGAGAGGGGUGUCGAUUUUUGCUGCUCUAUGCUUCUGAUGCACGUCAAUCUACACAGAGAAGAUCGUUCCAGACAGGAAAUCAAGCAGGAAAACCAUGCACGUCAUCUGGUAUUUCAAAAUAAAACACCAUAUGUGAACUCUCGACUGUGUAUCAGUUGGUGUAGAUGAGAAAUCCUUCCUGGUUCCGGAUUUAUCAGUAACACAGAACAAUCUGAUCGUCAAUCCCGGAUCCAUGUGGACCCCAACAGGACUUUGAACUGCUAACUCUGUCUGAAGUUAACAGCACAGCAUAAAGGAACAGAGUUUACUUUAUUAAACACCAGGAAACCUGCAAAAAACACAAACUGGAAAAUUACUUAAAGCUUUUUUCACAUAUAGUAGAAGCUCAACAGUCACUGAAUUAUAUCCACAUCAUCAGGAAAUCGACCACAGAAAGGAAAAACAACCUGUUGUGAGCAUGUUGUUUCCUCUAUACUGAGCCCAGCUGACCUGGGGUGGGGGGGGGGGGGGUGUACUAUACUGCUGCUACGCUCCAAAUACACUGAUCCUGUAUGAGAUACCCAACGCUGCUCUAUGGGGCAAAUACGGAACAACACGCCUAAUACGGAUCCUGGAUGUUUUCGGCUUUCUUCUAACAGGCCGACAGCAUGAAGGACACCGUCUCUCUCAUGUCUGUCCCUGAGCUUCCUGUCAGCUCAGAUGACCUGUUUCCAGUUUUGUGCAUGAGUUCUGUGGUUCAUUUACACUCCUGUUAUUUUUUUGUUAUUGUGUGUAAAAAUGCUGCGAUGACCGAGAGUAUAAAUACCAAGACUAACUGUGAUUGUACACGAAUAUUGAAAAUAAACCAAGCUCUUGACCUCAGCCCUCAGCCGUCUUUGCUCCAGCUGAUGACCUUGUUUUCUUCACCCCUCUCCACAGCGUGUGUGCAGAAGGACGAGGCCGACAUUUUCAUCCUGAUGGAUGAGUCAGGGAGCAUUGAUACUCCUGACUUUAUUGAGAUGAAGACGUUUCUCGUCAAUUUUAUUAAGACCUUCCGGAUUGGGCCUCAACAGGUCCGGAUUGGCCUUGUGAAAUACGCAAAAACCGCAACUCUGGAAUUUGACCUUACUCAACACUCGACCACCGCUCAGCUGGAGAAAGCUGUGCGGAGCAUCUACAACUGCGGCGGUGGGACGCAGAUUGGGGCCGCGCUGUCAUUCAUGGGACCUUACUUUGAGAGAGCGGCGGCCACCAGGGGUCAUAAGGUCCCCACAUACCUGAUAGUAACCACAGAUGGAAACUCCACUGAUGCGGUCGGGCCUCCGGCAGAAGAACUGAGGAAGCUGGGUGUCAUUAUCUAUUCCAUCGGUGUUGGAAAUCUCAUCGAGAGCCAGCUGCAGCAGAUCGCUGGAGGCCCUGAGAGGACUUUCCGUGUGAGUGACUUCCAAGCUCUGAAACUCAUCAAGGAUAAACUCGUCACAGACAUCUGCACUCGAGAAGGUAAGGACAGUCCAGUAACUGUGAUCAGAGAGUCUGACAGAGGCAGACUGAGACCACUAGAACCUGUUCCCCCUCUAGGACCUUUGUCAUAGGCUCUAAGACUUAUGAUCAAUAUGAUUGGCUGCCUGAAAAGAGGUCAUGAUAUUAACAACAGAAUUCAGACUUCAUAACUGCAGCAUGAUUAUCGCUUAGAACUCUGCUGGAUCGUCUGCAAUCCCACGUGACACCAUUAAUAUUGUUUACAGUUUCUCAGGAACUAUACCGUGUGUUUCUAUGAAAUGAAAAGUGUUCAAAAGCUUACCCUUUUGGCGAUCUAUCGAGAGUUUCCAGACAUUUCUACACAUGCCACAUGGUUUACAAUCCAGCCAGAAAUAUAGGUGUUUGAUCAGAGAUGUUUGAUGGUAAAUCCGCAGUGAUAAAUCAGUGAAAACGUGAUUAUUUAUCAUUUUGUUGUGAUAAAAAGAGAUUGCUAUCGCUAAAAGCCGCUAAUGUCUUCCGAGUUUGACGAGCUGUUUUGGUGUCAAACUUUUGACCACAUGGUCGAUUACAUGGUCUCAUAUUCUUCUUCUAUUGUUCCCUUGACGGUAGUGACCAAUAAAAGGCAACCAAAGAUCAACAAGAGACAAAAAAGUUCCCUGCUUGUCUGCAAAAUAAGAAAUAAUGGUCCUCAAUGUUUGGAAACAAGCAAAGAAGAGAUUCUGAGCAGUAAGAUGUGGUCUUCUGUCUCAUCCCAGACAGGAACUGCUUCAAGGAGUGGCAAAAACAACUGUAAAUAGUAAAAAACGCCUGGAAGAAUUAGUGUAAAUAUGUCAAUAGUUUCUGUUGUGUGUUUGUUCCAAUCUCAAUAUUUCUUCUCCUGAUAGCCAAGACUUGAGAGAAUGAUGUGCAGGUGAGAAAAGGCUUGGUCACUGUAGAUUUGUGUGUUUUUGGAGCAAAGUACCGUUGGUAUCAAUUUCCGUUUUUGUUUUUUGGUUGACUUUGAUGGUUCUGAAUCCACUGUCACAUUCAUUUUACAUCAUUUUUGCUCCAUAAACUGACAGCUGGGGUUGUCCUGAAAAAAAAAAGUGUAUAUAUUUGCUGUGCUUGAAAGGAUUGAGUUACUACAUAGAUUUUUACAAAAAAAAAUCAAAAAACAGAUGGACCAAAAAUAGCUAAAUAUACCCCGUUGUUUUGAUUGUUUUGGUCUGUGAUGUGCGUCACAGCACGUUUGAUUUUCCUCUCACCAGGUUGACGUUUCACUCUUUUGUAUUGGCAGCGUGCAAAGACGUACCGAGCGACAUCUUCUUCUUGGUGGACAGCUCCCAGAACAUCAGUCCAGAAGACUACGAGAAAAUGAAAGACUUUAUGAAAUCCCUCAUCAGCAGGUCUUUCAUUGGCCAGAAUCAGGUGCACAUUGGCGUCAUGCAGUUUAGCACCAACCACAGACUGGAGUUUCCCCUCCAACAGUACCACACCAGAGAGGAAACAUCCAAAGCCAUCGAUAAUAUGAAGCAGAUGAACGGAGGCAAACACUUGGGGAAGGCUAUGACAGAGCUGUCCAAAUAUUUCGAUGCAGACAGAGGAGGGCGUCCGUUUCUGAGGCAGCAGCUGAUUGUCGUCCUAGACAGCGUUUCCUACGACCAAGUGAAGUUCCCCGCCGCAGCUCUGAGGGACAAGAGCGUGGAAAUAUUUGCCAUCGGAGUGUUUCGCGCCACGCACCCCCAGCUGAUGGAUAUUAGUGGUUCAUCAGGGAGGGUGUAUCUGCAGAGAGACUUUGAUUCACUGAAAGGCCUCGAAAAUGAGAUUUCCUUAAAGCUCUGUGAUCCAGGAAGAGGUAAGAAUAAGAGAAACCAGGACCAAGUCUGAGACUGAGUCUAGAACUAUAUCUAAGCAUUUCGCUGGCUUCAGUCAAGCCAGAAGGGAUUUCAGAGCCAAAUGUUUGACCUCGUCGUCAGCUUUUUUGGAGGAAAAGCCGCCGCUCUGAGCUCAUUCCUGGUGUUCCUGUCAUAAAGUUAGCAGGACAGCUUCACCUGAGUCUGGUCAGGGUUUAGUUCUUUUCCUGGUAGCAGGUUAACAUCAGAGUUCACCAAAAGUCUUGUUCCAAAUCAGUGAGUGACAACAGUCCAAACACACGAACACAUGCUCAUCACAUCUAUCCUGAUCUUUCAAACCCAAUUUUCACUGCAUCUAGAACGGUUCCGAUCCAGAACAGUGGCGAUUUUCGCCGUCUGCGAAUUCCUACCGGAUCCAUGUGUCAAGCGAAUUUCGUGGUGGAUUACAGACAGCAGGAAUUGUGAGAACUCACAAGAACCCGCGGAUUCACGUUCAAUCAUGCAAUAACAAGUUGUCUCUAAAAAGACAGCCACAUAGACAUAUAAGCAGUAGAUUGUGACCUUACAGAGGAGGAAAUCUACUUCUAGACUUCUAGAAUCAGCAUCUCCUCAUCCAUGGUGUCGUCUAAAACCUUUCACUUGUUCGUCUCCGCCCGUUUGCAUGGUGUGAAAUACGAUCCUCCUGAAAUAUGGAGUGUUUUAUUUUGAAAGGAAGCCGGAUGUUUUAUUUUGUGUCUGUGCCCGACUUCCUUUCCAGCACGGGUUAAUCUGUGCUGACUUUUUCCGGCAUGAUCCAGGGUCCGCAAAAAAUAGAACUCUUGCAAUUAGCUGUGGAUUCUGGCGAUCUGCAGAGGAACGGAAAGAAGCCGGUGGAAAUUGACACGUUAACUUGAAUGGUUACGAUCUGCUACAAUCGGCGGAUACAACCUUUUUGGUAGCUGUUCCGGAUGCGGUGGAAACUAGGGGUAAGGCCUCAAACUGCCUUGUUGUCAAAUCCUGCUGUGGGCUUUGCAUGUGGACUUUGGGGUUUAAGACUGGCUCUUCACCGCCGUGGCAACACCCGAUAACCCUUUUAAUGACCCACACCUACAGACACACACAACACAGAGUUUCAACAGGUUCAUCAUCAACUUACAGACCACAUUUUUUCAAAAGAUGCUUUCUGAAGAACAUGCUCAGCUGCACGACAAUCGGGUUAUAUUGGAUUGUCAAGGAACAAGAAACCAAACAUCUUUGUUCUGUUAAGGUCCUUACACACCGGGCGAGAAUUCGCCAGGCGAAUUAUUCGCCUUUUUUUAAAACAGCAUAAAGUCAAUGCAAGCUUCCACACCAUCGGCGAUUUUUCUGCGAGGCGAAAAGCCACUUUUAUUUUUUCACUCCUGUGUCGAAUUUUUCGGAUAUUCGCAGGCAAAUAUCUGGACCUGCUAGACCUCUGGCCAAUCAAAAGUCAUGUUGUUGAUGACGUCACAGACCCAUAAGGCUGGAGGAGAGGGAGAAGUUUGAGAUUAUGAAAACGCAGACAAAGACAGCUGAGGUGCAUCCAAAACUCUUUCUAAUUACUAAUGAAGUAGUUUUCUCACAAGAUGACACUCUCUUGUCUUCCUUAGGAGACAGAUGUCAAGCACACUUCACAGGGUGACCGCCUCAUCAUGCCUGAUUCUCCCUCUCAGCUGUUUGACAUGCUGAUGAUCUGCAGCUACAGGGCCAACAGAAUGACCAGACAACUUGAAGGAUCACUGCUCAGCCCUCGCCUCUCCUGGCUGCUGCGGCGUCUCUCACAGCCUUUCCUCCUCUUUCUCCCUCACUCAUAAUGCUAGACAUGUCAAUCAGCAGCCGUUCACACGACACACACCAUCACUGGCACCAAGAGCAACGAUGGGAGAGAGGCUGGUCAUUGCGGUACAGGACCACCCUGCAUCUCCUCUCCUCCGUGCCGCAAAGCGACUUUAUUAAUUCGCUUUGCAAAAAAUAUACGCAUAUUCGCUUUGCGGUUUGUGUGUAUAGGCGAAAGCAACUUUUUGUACCGGCGAAUAUUCACAAUUUUCGUCUCGCUAUUUCGCUUCGCUCCGCAAAUUCGCCGGUGUGUAAGGACCUUUAGAGACCGAGCGCAGAAAAGUCCUGGUCCUGGUUUCUGAUUCUGUUUUAGUGACUCUAACAGCAGCCUCUGAGAUCUGCCCGAUCUUCGAAGUUUCUGAAUUUUUAAACCUUAUUUUUGUUUUUUCUUUCUGAGCAGAUUGUAAGAGGACAACCCGAGCUGAUGUUAUCUUCCUAGUUGACGGGUCCAGGAGCAUCUGGGAGAAAGAUUUUGAAAAGAUGUUGAAUUUUAUGAGGUCCAUAGUAAACCAUACAGCAGUUGGCAAAGACCUGUUUCAGUUUGGGGUCAUAGUGUACUCAAAUGAUCCCCAGCUUUCUUUUACUCUAAACCGCCAUGACACCAAACGAAAGGUUCUUGAUGCGAUUGCUGGUUCAAAGCAGCUGUUUGGGCAGACCUAUACAGGCGAGGCCUUAGAGUACUCAUUGCAGUUCUUUGGUGCUGAACAUGGUGGUCGGAAAGCACUCCAGGUGCCCCAGAUUCUCAUGGUGAUCACAGACGGGGAUGCAGAUGAUAAGAAGAAACUGAAACCAGCAUCUGAUGAACUGCGAAGGAAUGGGGUCACCGUCCUCAGUAUUGGAAUAAAAGAUGCAAACAAGACAGAACUGAAAAUAUUUGCUGGUGGGGAUGAGUCCAAAGUUUUCUACGUGGAGGAUUUUGAAGCCUUAGCACUGCUGCAGAAGAACAUCACCAAGGUGGUCUGUGACACCAUAACGCCAGGUAAGAGUGUGGUACAGCAGUGUUACAGGCGACAGCAUUAAUUUUGAUAACCGUUGAUCUGUUAAGUUUAUUUAAAUUCAAGUGGAGUUGAUGUUACCAUGGAGGGGACCUCUCCAUCUGCUGCUUUGGAGGUAUGCUGAAGUCUUACUCAGAAUUCAUAGGCAAUAGUCACCAUUAGAAAAAACUGCACAUACACCACCUUGGCUGUUUUUGACAUGAGGCCAUUCAAACUGACUGCAUGACCAAUAUACAGUAUAUAUGCAGUACAUUUAUAUAUUUAUAUGUGUGUGUGUGCUCUGUUGCAGCACAAAAUCCACUCAACACACUUGUGCUAAUCACACACAUGCUGGUAAAAUAUCAAUAACAACAAUAAUGACUUUGUUUAUAUCACACUUUUUAGAACAGAGUUACAAAGAUCUUCACAGGAACAUAGAGACGUCAGUACAGUUUUACAAAAAAGUCAGUCACCAAGAAUGAAUGAAAAACAAUUAAAGAUUAAACCAAGUUCAAUGUUUUUUAAAGUAAGUAAAAAAUUAUUAUGAGAUUAAUAAAAACUAAAUAAAUUAGUUAAAACUUAAUUUAAAAAAGUUAAAAUAAACAAAAUAAUUAAAAACUCAAUAAAAUUAAAAAAUUAAAAAAUAAAUUAAAAAUAGGUCAAAACUUAUAAAAAAAUAAUUUAAAAAGAAAAAAUGAAUAAAAUACAUUUAAAUUAAACAAAAUAAAGUAAAAUAAAAUAAAUAAAAACUAAAUAAAAUGAGUUAAAACUUAAUUUUAAAAUAGUUUAAAUAACCAAAAUAAGUUAAAACUAAAUAAAAUGAAAUAAAAUAAGUUAAAAACAAAAUAAAUGAUAUAAGUUAAAACGAAUAAAAAUAUAAUUAAAAAGAAAAAAACUAAAUAAAAUACAUUAAAACUAAACACAAUAAAGUAAAAAAAUAAAUUAAGUUAAAAAAUACAUAAAAUAAGUAAAGACUUCAUAAAAUGAGUUAAAACUUAGUUUCAAAAAGUUACAAUAAUUAAGAUAUUUAAAACUAAAUAAAAUUAAAUAAGUAAAAAAUAAAAUAAAGAAGAUAAGUUAAAACUAACAAAAAGUAUAAUUAAAAAAGAAAAAACUAAAUAAAACACAUUAGGACUAAACAAAAAAAGUAAAAAAAUGAAAUAAAAUAAGUCAAAAAUAAAAUAGAAUAAGUUAAAAGAUUUAAUAAGUUAAAACUGAAUAAAAUAAAGUAAGUUUAAAAAAGAUAAAAAGUAAAUAAACUAUGUUUAACUAAACAAAAUAAAGUUUAAAAAUAAACAAAAUAAGUGGGAAAAAAUAUCAUUAGUAAAAAAAAUAAAAUAGAAAUAAAAAGUGAAAAAUAAAAAGGUUAAAGCUAAAUAAAAUUAAAUAAGUUAAAAAUAAAUAAAUAAAAUGAGUUAAAACUAAAUAAAAUAAAAUGAGUAAAAAAUAAAAAAAUAAUUGAAGUAAAAAUUUUUUAUAAAUAAAAUAAGUUAAAACUUAAAAAAAUAAAUAAAUGAACUAAAUAUCUCAACUUAAAUAGAUAGUCGAGACUUGAUUAAAAGUUCAGAGCCAAGUGUUCAAAUUCGUAUCCAGUAAAUGCACUCUUUGUAAAAAUGGGUUUAACAAGUUUUCAGAGAGAAGAAGGACCUUGUUGGUCUGAUCUCUUCAGGUCCAGAGUGUGGGGGCCCUGACAGAAAAAGCCUGGUUCCCCUUGGUCCUCAGCCUGGACUGAAGACCUACUUUUGGGCGAGUCCAGUAAGAGCUUUAAAAAUGAACUGGAAGCUGAUCUGCUCUGUCUUUUUGCUUUUAGAGUCUGACUGAAGAGUUCUGGACGAACCUGAGUUUCUUUAAGCUCUGCUGUGACAGACAGGAUUUCAGGGACCUACAGGAGUCCAGGGGGGUGGAGAUAGAGACGUGUCUGACUGUUGAAGGUGUUUUCAGCAGGAUCAUCACAUUUUGAUCAGAGCAAACAUGGACCACAAAGAUGGUGUCAGGAUCAGGAUCUCAUGUAUAGUACUGGACCCAGUGUGUCCGUGGGAGGUUUGUUUAGCUCCACAAACAGGGCCUCUUGGUGCAUCAUGUGGCUGGGAUCUUUUCUCAAAGACCCCUCACAUCAGGACCAUAAACUUAGUCCUCAGCCUGUUUUCAGUUGGAUGUAGACCUGAUCCAUUCACUAGAGAAACUAGAAGAGCUCUUUUUCGCUCAUGAGGUUGAACACGGUGCAGCUGAACAUAAUUUAUGCUCCAUGCUCCCUCUGAAGUGUAUCUGUUCCAUCUCUUUGCUUUCCUUUUGCAGAUUGUGUGAAAGAGACAGUGGACCUGGUCUUUCUGCUCGAUCAGUCCGGCAGCAUCGGAGAUAACAAUUACAAAACCAUGAUUAACUUCACGGCAGAGCUGGUCAACAGUUUCAACGUUGGUGAGAAGUCUGUGCAUGUGGGAUUAGCCCAGUUUGACGAUGACCCCAAAGAUGAAUUUUUAUUGAACCAGUACUUUGAGAAGGACGAUAUAGUCACACAUAUCAGCAAUAUGGAGUACCGCGCUGGAAACACCCUCAUUGGGAAGGCCCUGUACCACAUCAAGAAAUACUUUGAGCCAUCCCAAGGCUGCCGGAGUCAGAUUUCCAAGAAGCUGGUUUUGAUAACUGAUGGUGACUCUCAGGAUGAGGUGAAUGAUGCAGCCAGACAGCUCAGGAAUUUCGGGGUUGAGGUUUUUGCCGUUGGCAUUGGAAACGUCAAAGAUGUGCAGCUCAUGGAUAUCGCUGGAUCCUCUGAAAGGUUUUUCACCGUCCCGGAUUUUGAUCACUUACCGCGUAUCAAAAGAGAUUUAGUUAAGACCAUCUGUGACCCCCCCCAACCUGGUAAGUUGAAAAGAGCCUCUUAGCCUCUCUGUCCUUCUCUCUACCCAGAAUUCUCUGCUGCUCUGAUGGCCUAACUGAAACUCCAAUCCUCCACAGAGCCGGACUGUAGCCUUGAUAUUGCCAUUGGGUUUGAUAUUAGCUGGAGAAGAGCACCUUUGGAUCCUCUGAUCAGCGACCGCACCAAGCUUCAGACCCUCUUGCCUGAGAUUGUUCAUUCCAUUUCCUCAGUAAAAGGAUUGUGCUGCCUGGGAAAUACAACUAUUAAGUCCAGAAUCGCCUUCCAAGUGGUCAACAUAACCGGAGGUUCACUGUUUGACACAAACUUUGAAGAGUACAACUCGCAGACGGUGAAAAAGGUCAUGGAGGAGCCAUGGAUGCAGCCCUCUUACUUAAACUCUGCCAUGCUGAACAUCUUCAAGGAAAGGUUUAAGGCUGAGUCGACUGCAAAAGGAAAGGUAAGAGGAGCCAGGCACCAAACCCAGAAAGUUCUACAGCAUCAUGAGAAGUUUUAGUUGUUGUUGAUAAAAUAAUUUUUAAAAAGUGAUCCUGAAAAAGGAUAGUUUGUCUCUGAUUUGAUUUCACUUUGGAAAGCAGGGGAAAAGUCUGUCCCAGGAUUUGGAGGGUACUAGUAUUCAUUCGUGGCUGUCUUGAGGGUUGACCAGGUACUGCUGACAACAAAUCUGGUACUUUGAAGUUACAACCUCAAGUCCAGUUAUAUCAGCUACUAAGAGCAGUUUGGCUUCAAAUCCAUGUAAUGACGGAAGGCGGAGCCACGUGUCCAUAGUGUAUACAGUCUAUGGUCCACACCUGAGGAAAUGAUGUUUAGGUAAAAUACACUAUUGUCCAUGUAUGUAUAGGUUUCUGCAAGAUCGGACGAAGGGCUCUAUUUUCGUGCCUCGCCAGAGACGUGCUGCAGGUGCGGCGUAAGUCAGGUCCGCCGUGCUGACAAGGCGUUCCCAAGCAAAAUUUGGUAUUUUGGUGAGCGGCGCAGCCCGGCGUAAGUAUCCCCCCUCCCUAACUCAGCUCCUCCCAUCGGCGUAAGUCGUAGCGAGGGAGGAGAGAGGGCGUGGAGUGGAUUUAACACAGCCGAGACCUGUUUUCACCAAUCACAUCAGCUCUUUCCUUGCCUUUAAAUCCACCAACGGCAAGGCGUAUUACUAUUUUCAUGAAGUAGUCAAAGAGAUCAAGAGAUGUCUUAAGACAGUAAUGCCACACGAUGGCGACAGAAGGCAGCUCCUUAACAAAUGUCACUGUAAACGCUGCAUUGGGCGUUCUCCACUCUCUCUCAUAUGAGCACAGAUGGAUUUGGUGUGUGUAAUGCUGGACCCACUGGUAAGACAAACACCCUUUUCCACAAAUAAAGACACUCACAUAAAGUUGCAUAUAUUCAAACCUCACGUGACAAAGGUGGGUUGUGCGCACAGAUCACAACAUUAACUCCAAAAAUGGCAUUAAAAUCGGAACCAUCUGUGCGUAAAUGACGCAUCGCGCUCCGUGGCCUGGCUCUUUCUUUCAUAGAUGUUGGCAUAUAAAAUAAAUUUGGCUCACAAAACUGAAUAUUAUAAUAUCCGUAUGUAGGCUUAAAGUAAAUAACUCAUCUGAGCACUGAAACAAAUCAUCUGUUCAGCUGCUGCUGCAGCAGGACGGAAAGAGGACACGGAGACAUGUCCAGGUCGAGCUGCGCGAGAAAUAAGAGGAAGAAAGAAAAGGAGGGAGGCGAAUUACAUAUCUUGUUAACUUCAUCAUGUGUGUUUAUUUACUAGAUAUUUAAUUUAAUUUAAUGCGGUUUCAGCUAUGUUGAUUCGGUCAGGUUGUGUGUCUAAACGCGUGCCAAACGCACUCAUCAGAUCAGAUAUAUCAAUAUAGAUCUAAAUGUAUGUGCUGACUCAGAUUAUUAGUUGUUGUUGAUUAUUUAUUGCACUGAAAUGUGCCUGAUACUGUGGAAACCUGCCGGUGAGGCAUGGGUGACGUAUGCCGAUAUGCCGCCGGUCUACCAAAAUACCACUAGACCAGCUGCGCUCCGCCUGUGCUGAAAGCUGACCAGGUUUGAAUCAGCGAGCUUUCAGCACACUUUACACGCCACUGGCAAACACGAAAAUGUCACUGCGCCUGCUGAUUCUGUCGACACCUCCCCCUGCCACCCCACCACGCCCAGCUUGGCGGAUCUCGGUUCGCCUCCGUGCGCCUCAGUCCACGAAAAUACCAAACUGGCUGUACGCCAGGCUCCGCCAGAUGGAAAUACAACUGCGUGGGGUCCGCCACCCUCAGCCGCCUCACCGGCGUACACGGAAAUAGAGCCCGGAGAGGUAAAUACACCAUCGAUAAGAGACGUAGGACAGGAAUGAUUGGCAGCUCUCAGAGCAGAUGUUGGAUACAUCUGAAGACCACAUGAACAUCUGAACUGAUCCCAGAUCCUCAGAGAUGUUUGAACUCCUAUGGGGCGCUCACACCAAGCGCGAGUAAAAUCAUCUACUCACUUUAUUCGCACAUCAACGGUAAUGCCUGCCAAUUCAACCGGCGGGAUCAAGUGAUAGACAAAGGUUUUUAACAAUUUACCAGGUAAUCCGACCUCCUCAGUCACCUGCCUCCAGGUGAGCUCCUUUUUAUUCUGGUUACAGUAAUUGAAAGAAAAGUUAUCAUAUAAUUAAAGAUACCAGUGAACAACCGUCCGUUUUUAUCAGCACCCGGCAACCUUCAUGCUGAUUGGUAAUCGCAACUCGAAUAUCCACUCAAGUAGAGACAUUUUCAGCUCCUGCCCAAUGUGCGUCAUUCACGCCGCCAGUGUAGUAUGAGUGUCUAAUCACGUCUUUGCAUCGACUUCACAUGUAAUUCAGUCGUGCGAAUGAUUACUUGUGCUUGGUCUGUGGAGACAGUUAAACCCAUAGAUAUACAGUCAAGCUCAAAAUAAUUCAUACCCCUGGCAAAUUUUGACUUUAAGUUACGUUUAUUCAACCAGCAAGUUUUUUUAUUAACUGGAAAUGACACAGGCUUCUCCCAGAAGAUAAUGAGAUGAUGUACAAGAGGCAUCAGUGUGGAAAGAAAUAUUUCAAAGCUUUUAUUUACCCACCCUGGCCACAGUCUCCUCUCCCUGCUCCCCUCUGGGAGAAGGAUGCGGCUGCUGAAGGCCACCACAGCAUGCCAUAGACUCAGUUUUUUUCCCCUCUGCUGCCAGGCUGCUCAAUGAGUCUGGCUUCCCUCCUCCCCCCGCCCACUGGGGACUUUGACACUUGAAAGACUCUGAAACUGUAAUGACUCAACAACAUUUGCACUAUUGAUCUUACUGCACUUUAUAUUUAUCUAUUUUCUGCACGGUGUUGAUGGUGUCUUACGUUAUCUGUGAAAAAUCCGAACACACUCAUGUUAUUGCCAAAGCAAAUCCCUAUGUGUUUUACACAAUUGUUAAUAAAGGAAUCUGAGAUCUGAGAUCUGAGAACAAAAAGCGGCAUGUCCAUAAUUAUUCGUACCCUUCUCAAUAAUCAAUAGAAAAGCCUUUAUUGGCUAUUUCAGCAAUCAAGCGCUUCCUAUAAUUGCUGACCAGCUUUUUGCAUGUCUCCACUGGUAUUUUGCCCAUUCAUCUUUAGUUAUGAGCUCCAACUCUUUCAGUUUGGAGGGCCUCCUUGCCAACACCCUGAUCUUAAGCUCCCUCCACAGAUUCUCUAUUGGAUUAAAGUCAGGACUCUGGCUGGGCCACUGCAAAACGUUCACGUUUUUGUCUGCUAACCAUUUCUUUACUACUUUUACUGUGUGUUUUGGGUUGUUGUCGUGCUGAAAUGUCCACUGGUGCCCAAGGCCAAGUUUCUCUGCAGACUGCUUGAUGUUGUUGUUGAGAAUCUUGAUGUACUGUUCUUUUUUCAUGGUGCCAUUUACUGUGAGUAGGUUUGCUGGUCCAUUGGCUGAAAAACACCCCCCAAAGCAUUAGGUUCCCACUACCAUGUUUUCUAUUUCACCUCUCUCACUAUCCUCCUGGCCAGCACAGGUGUCACUUUAGGCUUCCCACCACGUACGCUGAGAUUUUCCACAGUGCAGAAUGUCUUGUAUUUUUUAAUAACACUUUGCACUGUAGCCACUGGAACUUGAAAACAUUUAGAUAUGGCCUAAUAGGCCUUUCCUGACUUGUGAGCAGCCACAAUGCACAGCCGCAGUCCUUCGUGAGCUCCUUUGUCUUAGUCAUGACUGUCCAAAACUCAACUGCAGAGAACAGCUGUUUUUCACCUGUUGAGUUGAUUAAAACAGCUGUUUUCAGGGUCAUUAGGAUGCUUUAGAAUAGCUUGGACUAUUUGGAAUGGUAUACUCACCUCUCGUCAGCUACCAUAGAGUGUACCAGAAUGAUAUACUGGAGUAAGAUGGCUGCCAUGUAGGGACGCCAGUGACUCCACCUCAUAGAGUCAUCCAGCCUUUCUUAUAGAUAUCUAUGUUUACACAGUUCGUAAAGCUGGAAGAAUGACUGAAGAAAGACGAUGAGCGGCUACUGAUACAGACCGCCUCCAGUUUGAGACACAUAGGUGGGGACUGGUAUAAGACAGCUCUGUACUGGUCUGUUCUUAGGGCUGACCUGUAAUAGAGGCUCAAAAAUCUCACCCCACCCUCAGUGAAAGACAUAGAAAAAGCUUGGAUGGGGUGUCCAUGUUGAUUAAUGAGUAAGAGCUUUCAAAGGAAGAUUCAGUCGUUUUUUAACCAGCUCUAAGCUCCUCACAGAAUCUUUAGUAUUUUUAGGAGAAGGUUUAGGAACACUGAUUCACUGUAAACCUUAAUAUAAGACAUUUUCUCUUUCCCACCAGGUGUUGGUGAUCUUCUCAGACGGACUUGAUGAAGACGUGAUGAAACUGAAAAGCGAAUCAGAGCUGCUAAGGCUGUCUGGUAAAAACUGAAAGUCAGAUGAGAGUUUGUGUUUUCUGUCUUUGUCGUGUUCAAGCUGCUCCUUCGUAUGCGUAGUGUUUUAGAGGUUAGAAAACCGGGUUCCAUCAGCUCCUUCUGUCUCCGCGCAAAUUAAAACAGCUGUGACAUUCCAGCUGUCCUAACACAGCCUGAUGAAGAGAUGAAGAGCAGCUCUCAUGAAUAAAAGUACGACUGUCCACUGCUGCAAACCUCAUCAUUUUCAGAUGUUUUUGAGGAUUCAUGUGCGUACAACAGUCACCAGGUGAACAUGGACAUUUUCAACCAAAGCUUUAAGACUUUGACAUUUUUGAAUGGGUUGGUCUGUUCAUCUUUGUGUCUGUCCUCUUCCUCAGUGAAGUCUAUAAAGCAUGCUGCUCUGUUAUCAUUUUCAAGUUUAACUGGUUUUGAACGAUCAGAUCUCUGCAAACAAAACCUGAAAACCUGCUUGAGGUUAAACCCCCAAAUCCAGGAGACAGAUCUUCAUGUUGUUCCUGUGACUUUAUUUAUAUCCACUUUUCUACAUGUGCAAAAAUGAACUAUGAACUCCUAAAAGGCAGUGAAUCUACAACCUUUCCUUUUUUGUCUGUCUGCAGGGAUCAGUAGUUUGUUGGUGGUAGCUCUGGAGAGAGCGCAGGACCUCAAACCGCUGCAGGAACUUGAGUUUGGUCGGGGAUUCGACUCCCAGCUUCCUCUGAGCAUUGGCAUGAGGGGUGUGGGCAGCGCCAUCUACAAACAUAUUGUAAGUUAUUCAUGAUUUCUCUCCCCAUGUAAGGUUUCAAACUGCUUUAAAGGAGACAUGAAGUCAAAAUUAAUCAAAAUUUUGAGGAAUCCUGGAAUAAAGAGGAAUAUGAAUAAAAAAUAAAUAAUCCGUGUAAUAUCAAAAAAUCCCCCUCUCUUUCUACAGGACGCAGUGUUAAGCAGAGUUUGCUGUAACGUCAUGUGUAAAUGUUCUGGACAUGAAGGCGUUCCUGGCCCUCCAGGCGACCCGGGGACAAAGGUGAAUGAGAGACAGGUGUCUGUGGACGUGAUGAUAGGAAGGUCUGAAUGAAUGAUGGAAACACAUCAAUGUAUCCUACUAAUCAUCUUGACAUCAGAACAUCCUCUAGCUCUUCGUUGCAUGAAACUGAGUUGUCUGGUUGCAUCAUGUGACCCUGCAGUACCUUCAGUUAUAUUACAUCCUGACUGAUUUAACCUCAUUAGAACAUAACCGUCCUCUUACUCCUACCUCUCCACUGUAUCCUGUGUCCCUUCAGCUCCCUAACUCUAAACAAAACCUGUGUAUCAGUAUAAAACACUGCAGAAUAUCACUGUGGGAAAGUGCGCUGCAUUACCUGUCAUGGCCGUAGGACAUAUCAAAUAGCUUAACCCUCAGUUCUUGUUCAUUUUAGCUCCAUCCAGCCUACUUUAUCCCCAAAAUGGACAUGCAGAUAAGUGCUCAUAAAAUAAUCAUUUUUUAACAUUUUUUAAACUUUUUCAACUCAAAUCUCUUAAACAACUUCAGCCCUGACCAUUAAAAAAAUAAUAAAUACAAAAUUCGAUGCACCCUUUUUAUGCUAGUUUUUCUGCAACAUGUCACUGCUAUUUGUAAUGGUGAAAAACACAAAAUCGACAUAUUUCCCAUAUAAAAUGAUACAGAUGAAUUUUUUUUUUUUUUAAUAAAAAGGGUCAGGGCCAUGUCAAUGAUGAGAAGUAAAACUGAUUUUGGUGCAUUUAAAUCCUUUUUGUUGUGCCAAAUUUUUGUAUUUGAAGUUCCAUCCAGCCUCCUUUGUCCCCAAAACAGACAUGCAGAUAAGCGUUCAUAAAAUAAUCAUUUUUCAACAUUUUUUUGUACUUUUUUUGAUUCAAAUCUCUUUAACAACUUCAGCCCUAACUAUUAAUAAAGUAAUGAAUAAAAAAUUCAAUGUAUUACCCCUGUUAUGCCUAGUUUUUGUGCACCAUGUCAUAUUUAUUAAUAAAGUGUUCGUUCUAAUGAGCUGAGUCUAUUGGAGCAGAAAAACAUGCCAUUUUCACUUCCUUUUCUUGAGCCUCGUCCUCUACCAAAUCAAAUGUGAUUGAAUUCAUUUGCUCAUAAUAAAUUAAUUUUAUAUAUAGUCAUAUAAAAUCACAAGAUAUAUGUAAGAUAGGAGUCAUUUAUAAGUCGUUAUCCACCUCUAACCAAAAUAUGACGGUGAUUACGCUGAUUGCGCACAUAUAAAAAAUAACUGCAUAUUUGAGAUGGGAUAUCUUCUCACCUAAUGAUCUAAAGGACCUGUUCAUCCUCAUGCAUGUCCAUCCACUUGCUCUGAAGUGAGGGCAAAGUUGAAAUUGUCCAAAUGUUCCCCUCUCUUUGUCCCACACUGCAGAACUUGGACGGCGGAUUUUCGACUGCAAAAACUCCGCUCACAGCACGCCCGGUUAUAAACAUGGACGCAGAUUCGCAUCCGUGCACACACACAGGAGCACACAUACUUUUCCUUACACACAUAUCCCACUCUUAGACAUCCAUAUCAGGUGAUCGACUGACUACAAAAAAAAAGGUUGUAAUAUGUUGUUAUGGUACCAUAAACACACGGUCAAAAAAACUGUUGUUAAUGGAAGUCUAUAGUCCGAUUUGAGGACAAAGGAGGGUGGGUGGAGAGUUUUUUUAUUUCUUUUUCAUAUGAAGAAAAAAAAGGACUCUCACCAAAUUUGAUGCCCCAAUCUUUAAAAAUGUGACUGUCAGCUCAAAAUAAAGAUGAAAAAAAUGACAAUUGCCCUCAAAACGGACAGAAUAGGAACUGAGGGUUAAGAUCCUGUUGCAUGUUGUUGUCUUCCAUCAUAUCUGAAUUUGUCUUUUGUUUCUAACUAACAGGGUCAGCUGGGACAGAAGGGCCACACAGGAUUCCCAGGAGACCAGGGAACUCCUGCAAGUGCUUCUGCAUCCAUUUUUUCUUUUUCAGUGUUCAAUUGGAUUAUCAUAGCGACUUGGGUUUAUCUGAAGAGUGUCUGAGUUACCUGUUUCUGGUUGUUGCAGGGUGAGCGAGGACUUCCUGGACUAAGUGGAUCUCGGGGUACGAUUGGCUGUCCUGGAACCAGAGGACAGAAGGUGGAUCAACAUGAAUAAAAACUGAAUCAGAAUCAGAAAUACUUUGAUAAGCUCCAGGGGGAAAUCGCUUUUUGUGACAGUAACUCCAGUGCAAAUAAAGUAGAAAGAGGAGAUAAAUAAUAGAUAAAUUAAGUAAAAAUAAAGAGAUACUGUUGGAUCUAAACCCUGCCCAAAUACCUGAAAACAUAUAAAGAAGAGAAAGACAAUGGUUUAUGCUCGAGGAGAAUGGACAAAGAUAGCAUCAGGUAAAAUCUCAGAACCACUCUGAAGGUGGUUUUCUGUCCCCCCUCUUUUAUUUAGGGUUGUCCCUGGUUACACAAUAUUUCUAAAGGGCGGGGGAAAAAUAUGUGCAGCAACGUAAGCAUUCUCAUAAAACAUAAUAAUGAACAACUGUGAAUAUGUGAAGGUCAAGGCGACAUUGUUGCAUCAAACGAGCUCCUUCUGAUAAGAGCGGAUCCUCCUCAUUACUUCCCACGAUUCACAGUGGAGGAUACAUCACCCACACACACACACACCUGCUGAUAGGAAAAAGACAAGUUCACAGAAAAAUUAAGAAACAUCCGUGUGCUGUGUAAUAAAGCUAUCCGGCUGUUAAGCGUGACGUCAUUUUGUGAGCGGAGCGGCUUCCGGGUCCAUGGGGAAUCAGCCUCCAUUCACUCUCCAUUCAAAACAACAAUGGCGGAACCCGUGAAUCUCUUUAAAAUAACCUCCUUUUUCAGAAGGGAACCACUCAGAGUUAAAAAGGGACUUAAAGCUUUCAACUCGGAUAGAGUUAUUAACGUAAAUUUUAGUGAUGGCGAGAUGAAGCCUCAUGAAGCAUCGAAGCUUUCCAUUCAAUUACUCGCCUCCUGGGCCGAAGCUUCAUGAUCGUGCUUCAUUUGCUCUAUUGCGCCAUCAAGUGGACAAUAAAUGUAAAACGAUAAACCAAAGACGCCCCGAGGCUUUGGUGCGCGAAGCUUUGAAUUCAAUGAAUGAAUGGAUGUGAUGGCGUGUGUUUGUGAUACAAUCAUAGACUGUAUACAGUCUAUGGAUACAAUACAGAAAUGAUGAAGUUAUUUUGUUGUCUUUGUUGUUGGGAGGAAAUCUGUAGAAUGAUAGUUUAGUCGCUGUUUUUGUCUCUGAUCAGUUUAAGCAGCAAGGGACAUAGUACUGAGGCAUUAUAACAACAACUCCACUGGACCCGGAAGUGGAAAAAGAGAACGCGGCUACGUCACGGCUUAACAGGCGGAUUGGAGAGAGAAGUUAGAAAACACUCUUAUAUGAUAAAAAACACUCUUAUAUGAUGUGUAACAAGAGGUCAAAACAGUUUAUACUUGUAGUAAACUCUUACAUAAGAAUAUGAGGAAUAAUGAUAACUUCUAUAUACAUUUAUGCACAUUAUUCUAACAGAUACCAAAAGGAACAGUUGAUUACCAGGGAUAUCAUCAUUUGUCCUUGAAAAGUUAAGAUGUAACUUAGCACGUUAGUGAAGGGGCAGCUGCUUCGUCCUGCAGUCAGAUGACUUUGGUGGAUUUAGUGAAUUUAUGCUUUUAAAGGGAUAUUCCAGCAUAAAAUUAAGUUAGGGUCAAACACACCGUAACACCGAGUUAGACACCCCCUCCAGAGAUGAAUGUUGCUGACCGCUUGCUUCUCUAGUUCUGCGCUCAACCAAAACGCCACUCUAUAGCCAUAAAUAAUGCUCAGAACAGCACCUAACUUCAUCAACAGUACAUAUAGGGUCCCAGCCAUAGUCUGACUGAAGAUCUUUUAAGUCCAAACGGAUCUGUGGACUUUUUUUCUGUAGGUUUGGUCUUUCCUGUGGGUUCAUGAACAUUUGCAGAUGAGUGUGUUUCUGUGACUUUGACUGCGGUUGUGUUUCUGUCUGCAGGGCUUCGGAGGAGUGUCAGGAAACAGGGUGAGUAACUCAGGACUGCAGGAUCCACAUUGACACCUGAAUUUACAGGAUCAUCUUCGAGUCCUUUUGACUGAGCAAAGCGUCAGAAUGAAGGAUUUUUUAAUGUUACAGGGUCAUGAUGGAGAAGACGGUCUGGACGGUAUCAACGGCGAGCAGGUAGGAAUGUAAAGACAAGCUGGUUUUGUUGUAAACGGUUCAAUCUGAUAGUUUUAAUCUGAGCAGGCUUCUGAUCCGGUGGGCCCUGGAGGUUCUGGUCUGAGCUUUGUUUGUGGUUCUGUGUUUACAGGGACAGACAGGUAUCAGUGGGACCAAAGGAGAAAAAGGAGACCCAGGCAGCCCAGUGAGAGAAAAAGCUUUGACACUUUCAAACUUGUCUCGAUGCUUGAAGAACGUCGUGUUUGACCUUUGACCUCUUGCACGUCGUCCUCAGGGUAUUCCAGGUCUCAGAGGGGAGGUGGGGCUUAAAGGACAGCGAGGACUGAGAGGAGAUGCGGUGAGUUUCUCUGAAUGACUUAAUGAAUGAUGGUGUUACAGCAGCAUGACCCGAGUGGGAAAAGACACAAACAGAGACAUGACCUACACAUAACAUUAUAAAAUAAAAAGUUCAGACAACAACAGGUUAGAUUUGUUUAUAAAUGGUUAAAUUUUUGAGUUUUUAGAAGAACGCAGAUGUGAAGUGGAGUGGUUCUUCCCUUUAACCCUAGAACACUAUAACUAAAAUUAGUAAUACCAUCAAUAUCCCCGGGUGAUUUUUACCCAAAAUAAUAUACCCAAGAGAAAGUACUCGUCAUCAAAAUAUAUCAAAAUAGGACAAUACAUGACAAAUUAAAGUAGUUUUCUUUUAUUUUCAACUGUGCAAUGUCCAAAGGAAGGAAAAAAAGUGCCAAACUCUAUAUACAAGUUUUUUGUUGAUGAAUGCCUAAUUGAAGUUAUUUUGUUGCAUUUUUAUGUGGUCCCCCUCAUGGCACUUUAUAUAUAUAUAUUUAUUUAUAUAUAUAUAAACUGUAAACUAAGGCUAUGUUCACACUGAUUUUUUAACCAUAUGUGACACAUAUCAGAUUUUUUCAUGUAAGUGUGAACAGUGCAAUUAAGAUUUUUUCAAAUCCGACCCAGGCCUCUUUUGUAUGUGAAUAUAAAUCGGAAGCGGAAAGCAAUUUGUGCUUUGUGCACAUGCGGGUCACUUCAUGGACGCAUUCCAUUCACAUUAGAUGCCGCAUUCGUUGUUGUAAUGUGAACAGCUGCACAAAAAGAUCGGAUUUAACAAAACAUCUGAAUUGUGCAUCAUAACCUGCAGUAUGAACGUAGCCUAAGUUUCUUUUCCACCCAUUCCUGGGGCAUGUGAGUCUUCCCUGGUGAAGACUCACAUAGCACUUAGCACAAUAACAGCUGCAGGAGAGAGAACCAAAAUAUGGCAGUGUUGAAGUGAGUUAAAAUGACCAGCUGACUCAAAUAAUUCUUCACCAUAUGAAUUCUCUUGAAAAUCACAACUUUGUGAUAGUUAUUCAUAACCACUGUGCUAAAUAAAGAUAGCAUGUAAAUUCCAGGACCACCCUUACUGACCUUAUUCCCUACAUGCAGCUAUCAAACCCACCAAAACUUUACUUUACCCUCUAUCACUAUUGCCGGGUGAAAAUCACCCUGUGACCACAUGUCUGAAGGAAAAAGCAGGUUUUGGAUCAGGGAAACAAAUAUGCCUUCAAAGGAAAUGCUGAAGCUAUCCAGGGACCCAUGAUAUUCAGACAAACGCAACAUCAUGAAAAUCACCUAAAAACAUGUUUGAACGGGGGGAAAAUCACCUGGAGAUAGUCUUCUAGGGUUAGAGCAGCGUCUGUGAUUUCCAGGCAGACUGUCAGAUUUCGAUCCAUCGGACGACAGGUCGGUUUUAUCUGUGGGCUUUCAUUAAGAAAGAAGGUGGACAGACCAGGGAACGGUCAAAGAGAUCGGGGAGAUCGUGGGCCACCCACGAGGAGGUGUGACCUCCUUAUACGGGGAGGACACAUUGACUAUGAUGCUAGUAGCACCCCAGGGAUGCUGGGUUUUGAACUGUAAACCAGGUGAUCGAGGAUUCAGGGUCCAUGAUUUCCAAAAGAGUGAUCCACCUCUGGAUCAGGGCUGAGAAAGCAGUUCAGUCCGAACCUAAUUAGUGGACGCAGUGAUGAACUUUAUUCACAGUCUGUGGUUUUUGAAGAGGUUUCGAGCCCAUGCAGUGAUUUCCACUCCAGAGUCCUGAAUGUUUUUGCCACCAGGUUGGAGUGAGAGUUUUCAGAGAGUUAAAAUUGUGUUUGUUUUUUUCUGACAGGGUGAAGCAGGUGCUGCUAAUAUCACUCCAGGAAAUAAGGGGGACCCAGGGAGCCCCGGUCUACCGGUGAGAGCCGUCAUACAGAGACUGCAUGUGUGAAUAUUAGUGGAAAACACCCUGAUAGUUUAUUUCCUCUGUCUUUAAUCUGUUAUGUAAUCUCUUUAAAUGAAAUGUUUUUAUCACCGACUGUCAAACUUUGAAACCCUCAGGGGACACCUGGACUGGACGGACGCCCAGGUAAGGCAGGAGACGCUGGAUAUAAGGUGAGUUCAUGACUUCAGUCAGUGUGUGUGUGUCUGAUGAGUCAUUUUAUAAUGACAGAAAGUAACUUAGAAGGACAUCUGGUUUCAUACUGGUUUGUUUGUUUUUUGUCUUUUUUUUAUUUUUGUCGUUGACACGAUCCGCUCUGUGGUAUUUUAAAUAAAGGGCUUUUUAAAAAAGAAAAAAAAUCCUCCCUCCAUCUCCUCUCUCCUUCCCCGCUCCUCCCUCCCCCUUUCUCUUCUCUCCUUUCUCCUCCUCUCUCCUCAUCUCUCCUGAUCUCUCCUCCUCUUUCUCUCUCCUCCUCUCUUCUAUCUCCUCUCUCCUCUUCUCUGCUCUCUCCUCCCCUAUCCUCAUCUCUCCUCCCCUCUCCUCCUCUCUCCUCUUCUCUCUUAUCUCAUCUCUUCUCCUCUCUAUCCUUCUCUUUCCCCCUCUGUCCUCUCUCCUUCUCUCUCCUCCUCUCUCUUCUAUCCUCUUCUCUCCUCCCUUCUUCUCUCUCCUUCUCUUUCCCCCUCUCUUCUCUCUCCUCUCUUCUCUUUCCUUCCUUUUUCCCCCUCUCUCCUCUCUCCUUCUCUCUCCACUGUACUCUCUCCUCCCCUCUCCUCUGUCCUUCUCUUUCCCCUCUCCUCUCUCCUUCUCUCUCCUUUCUCCUUUUCUCCUCUCUUCUUCUCUUUCCCCCUCUCUCCUCCUCUAUCCUCAUCUUUCCUCCCCUCUCCUCCUCUCUCUUCUCUCCUCUCCUCUUAUCUCUCUUCCUUCUUUCCUCUCUCCUACUCUCCUCCUUCUCUCUCCUCUCCUCCUCCCCUCUUCUCCUCUCUCCUUCACUUUCCUCCUUUCUCCUUCUCUCUCCUCUUUCCUUCUCUCUCUCCUCUUGCUCUUACCCUCUCCUCCUCCCUUCCCUUCCCUCCUCUCUCCCCAUUCUCUCUCCUGUCCUCUCUCUUCUCUCCUUCUCUUCCCCUCUGUCCUCUCUCCUUCUCUCUCCUUCUCUCUUCUAUCCUCUUCUCUCCUCCCUUCUUCUCUCUCCUUCUCUUUCCCCCCUCUCUUCUCUCUCCUCUCAACUCUCUCCUUCUCCUCUCUUCUCUCCUUCUCUCUCCUCAUCUCUUCUCUCUCCUUCUCUUUCCCCCUCUCUCCUUCUCUCUCCUCUGUACUUAAUGAUUGUCUUCGUAGUUUAAAACAACAUCUGAGGGAUGUUUAGUGGGAUCAUGAUGUGGACGGGGAGAGUAACCUCAGAACAUAAUCUGAAUCAGCUGUUCUUAAAAAGUAAUACCAUGUUUAGUUUGUUUUCAUGUUUUCAAUGAAUAAAAUGUCAGUCUGAUAGAAACUCAAUGACAGAUGAACAAUAAUUGAAUCCGUUAACAUCAGAGGAAGAUCAUUACGAAAUAGAAAAUGUAUAUACAUGUAUGGUUUAGACACCCUAUUCCUCUGGACUGGUUUUCAGCUGGUUCCUGAUACUGGGAUCAUGUUUCAUGUUCUGGUCACAGCAGGAGGUUUGCAGCAUUUUCUGUGUGUGACUCCUGGUGUACGAAGGGCUAACAGACUGAUGAUUGAGUAUCUGUUUUUCUUUUAUUGUGCUGUGCAGAGUCGGGCUGGUAGAAGAGGUCCCGCUGGUCAGAAGGUGAGUUAAGACGACACACAGGUGAGUUUUUGUGGAUCAGAAAACAAUGAAAUCCUGUUUAAAUCUGUCUUUGCAGGGGGCGACAGGACCCAGAGGAGCUAAAGGACUGAAGGGGAGCCCAGGAGCUUCUGGUCCACAGGUGAGGGAUCCAACAGGAACAGAUUUAACAGUUCAGUCAGUCCUCCUUCAGAACAUCAAGACCUGAACCCAGAUCAGAACAGGGACUGGUGAGGUCACUACAGCCUCUCUCCUCCUCCCCUCUUCUCCUCUCUCCUUCACUUUCCUCCUUUCUCCUUCCCUUCCUCCUCUCCUUCUCUCUCCUCUUUCCUUCUCUCUCCUCUCUCCCUCUCUCUCCUCUAUCCUCUUGCUCUUUCCCUCUCCUCCUCCCUUCCCUCCUCUCUCGCCCUCUCUCGCCCUUCUCUCUCCUCUCCUGUCCACUCUCUUCUCUCCUCUCUCCUCCUCUCUCCUUUCUCCUUCUCACUCCUCUCUCUUCCUCUCUUCUACUUCUCUCCACUCCUUCUCUCUCUUCUUCCCUUCUCUCCUCUUCUCUUUUCCUCUCUCCUCCUGCUCCUCCCAUCUCCUUCUCCCUCCUCUCUCCUCCUCUCUCUUCUCUCCUCUCCCCUCCUCUCUCGCGCCCUCCUCUCCUCUCUCCUACUCUCUCCUUCUCUGUCCUACUGCUCCUACCCUCACCUCCUCCCUUUCUCUCUCCUCCUCCUCUCUCCUCCUUCUCUUCUCCUCUCUACUACCCCCCCCCCCCCCCCUCUUAUCUCUGCUCCUCUCUUAAAAUCAAGUCAAACGUUUCUGAAACAGAAGUGAACAUGCACAGGUCCACUGUGGUUUCCCUCAUACCCUGGAUCUCCUUCAGGUCUCUGCAGCCCGUCUGAAACCUGUAAUCACUCACUGACCUGACAGCUGUUUGGACCUCAUCAUGUUUUGGUUUCUCAGAUUUUGGCUCAGAGUUAUCCCUGGAAAGCCCUCAGUAUCAAUCAUUGUGAGGAAAAAAAUAAAUGUGUUAUUUCAGUGAUUCAAACGCCAAAGCUGAGAUUAAUUCAUUAAUCAUUCUGCUCCUCCUGAUGUGAAACAUGUGUCUCCAUCCUGCAGGUCCGUCUCAUCUUUCCUAAUAUGGAAAAUACAGUGUAGAGGAACAACCAAACAGGUCAAACGUUCUUCAGGAGGAACAACCAAACAGGACAAAAGUUCUGAUAGAGGAACAACCAAACAGGACAAAAGUUCUGAUAGAGGAACAACCAAACAGGUCUAUAGUUCUGAUAGAGGGACAACCAAACAGGACAAAAGUUCUGAUAGAGGAACAACCAAACAGGUCCGAAGUUCUGAUAGAGGAACAACCAAACAGGUCCAAAGUUCUAGGAGAAACAACCAAACAGGUCCAAAGUUCUUAAAGGAACAACCAAACAGGUCAAAGGUUCAUAGAGGAACAACCAAACUGGUCCAAAGUUCUGAUAGAGAAACAACCAAACAGGUCAAACGUUCCUCUAGAGGAACAACCAAAAAGGACAAAAGUUCUGAUAGAGAAACAACCAAACAGGUCCAAAAGUUCUUCAAGAGGAACAACCAAACAGGACAAAAGUUCUGAUAGAGGAACAACAAAACAGGUCAAAAGUUCUGAUAGAGAAACAACCAAACAGGUCAAAAGUUCUGAUAGAGGAACCACCAAACGGGUCCAAAGUUCUGAUUGAGGAACAACCAAACAGGUCCAAAGUUUUGAUAAAGGAACAACCAAACUGGUCAAAUCUCCUUCAAGUGGAACAAGCAAACAGGACAAACGUUCCUCUAGAGGAACAACCAAAAAGGACAAAAGUUCUGAUAGAGAAACCACCAAACAGGUCAAAAGUUCUAGGAGAAUCAACCAAACAGGUCUAAGGUUCUGAUAAAGGAACAACCAAACAGGUCAAACGUUCUUAGAGGAAGAACCAAAAAGGUCAAAAGUACUUCAAGAGGAACAACCAUACAGGACAAAAGUUCUAAUAGCGGAACAACAAAAUAGGUCAAACGUUCUUCUAGAGGAACAACAAAACAGGUCAAAAGUUCUGAUAGAGAAACAACCAAACAGGUCAAAAGUUCUAGGAGAAUCAACCAAACAGGUCUAAGGUUCUUAAAGGAAACACCAAACAGGUCAAACGUUCUUAGAGGAAGAACCAAAAAGGUCAAAAGUACUUCAAGAGGAACAACCAUUGUAUUGAAGACUCAGAAGUGGCUAGAAGAUUAGUUUUAUUGUUUACUUUAAGAACCCCUCUAAGCAGUAACAUAGGCUUCUCACUGCUCCCUGCCCAGUUAAGCCCUUUCUUCUUUACUUCUGGUUUGUUAUUUGAUAUCUUGUUUAUUAUUGUUACUGCAGCGAUGUACAGUUGUUAUUGUUGUUGUGUGUGCGCGCGAUGUCACUCAUACAGCGGAGAUAUACGUUAUUCAGUGUUGCUGUAAUUAGGCUGAUGUGUUUGUAUCAGUGCGCGUGUGAUUUGGUGUGAGUGUGUGUGUCAGCCGGUAGAGUGAGAGGAGAAAGUUUGAGAAGAGGAGACGAUCGGAGCAGCUUUAUGUGUCCAACAGAUUCAUUCAUUCCUUCGGUGAAGUUUUGUGUGAUGAAUAACCCGCACAACAAGUUGUUUUUAGACCAGUGAAGAUUAUACCUAAAGAGGAACAAACGGACUUUGAACUGAAGUUAGUUCGCCGAUUAAUGUUAGCUCUCGUUUCCCGACAGUGGCUAGCUAGGUCUCGCUAGCCGCGUCAUUGUCCUUCGUAUCCCAGCAAACUGGCCCCAGUUUAAGGACUUUAGUUCACCCCCUCCUCCUCUGGACCACAUCUUCACCCCCUCCCCUCUUCACCCGAGAACAGCGCCCAUUCAUCUCCCGUGGACACCUGAUCACAUAAUCCCUCAACAUCGGGACCUCUCUACAGACCUCCAUCCUGGCUGAAUCAGAAUCCUCAUGUCCUCCUCUGAGCUCCAACCCCGGGCAACAUUGGUACCAUUAGGUUUAGUAUUAAGUAGGACUUAGUAUAGUUAGACAGGACAUAUUUUUAGUGUAAGUUUUAGUGAGUCAACUGUGCAUAAUUUUGUUUGUGGUGUAAUAAAUGUCUAUGGUGUUCCCUUUAUAUCCUUGUCCCUCCCCUGUUAUUUAGUGAGAGUCCACAGCAUCUUUGUCCAUAGUAAGGGACGCCAGGGAGCGGUGGCUAGCGCCCUACUGUACCUUACAGUUCUCAGUUAAAUUGUGGUCCUACGCUACAAUUUUUGGUCCUUCGAGCCGGAUAAGUUAGCAUUGCCCCCAUGGCUAGUAGUGGACUAUCAGUAGGAGAUAGGACUCCACCAGAAUGCCCCAGACGUAUCCGUCAACGUCCCAGAUAUUUAGAUGCUUAUGAAGUUGAUUUGCCCCCUAGCCACAACUUUGAACAGUCACAUGGAGGUAGUACUAGAAGCCUUAUUCAAACCAGGCCCCGCAUGUUUGAUCUACCUAUUAACCGUAGCAUGGAUAAUAUACACAAGAUAGGUGUCAGUCCCUCUUUACGAGCUAAUGAGCUAUGCAAGGCUGAUCCAAUGAACACGUUUGACAUGAAUGAUAUUGAGCUCCUCAGACCCAGAACACCUACCCCGCCAGGAAGCCCUGACUCAGUGCGUUCUUCUACAUCAGGAAAAACUAACAACAAAGAACUAUUAGAGCUAUUUAAACUGCAGAUGGCGACAACAGAGAAGGCUACACGCCGUCUAGAGGAAGCGGCUAUACAAAGGGAACAGCUGCAGGCUAAGAUGCAGAUGGAGAGGGAACGCUUACAAGCAGAGCAACAGGUGGUGCUAGCCAGGCAGCAAGCUGAAACCAUAGCAGCGUUAGCUAGACAACAGGCUGAGUUGCAAGCUGAGAGGGAACGCCGACAAGCUGAGCGAGAGAGUGCACACACCCAGGCUCUGGUAGCGCUAGCUAAACAGAACGAUGAAGCUGCUAGACAGACUAUCCAGUUUCUUACCGAGGCCUAUCGGAGUCAAUCCGCAUGCCCCUCCGCCCGAUCCUCCAGGCAGUCCUCACGCAGAGAGUCGAGACAACAAUCCCCAGCUCGUCUGAGCCAAGCGGUAUAUGGCACUAAGGCAGAACCCAUAGAGGUAGCUAUACAGCUAUCCAACAAGCUACAAGCACUAGACGAUGAAAUGCGAGAUCACGCAAAGUUCCCAGCUCCCUAUAUCUCCUCUGCCUACCAAGGAGACCGAGAAUCUACUUACAACAUGCCUGCACAGUUAAGCCAACCGCCUCCUCCCCUAGAUGGACACGGCACAGUGACCCCUCCUCCAGCAGCUAACUCACAACCCCAACCUAGUUUGCAGAACUACGCACCCUUUAACCAAGGUCAGCCGUUCUCACCAUUGAUUAAUCAAUAUCAUAGUUCUCCUAUCCAGUUUGCCUCUCGACCAGCAGCCAUCUACGGAGUAGAAGAGCCGACCUUUCCUGAUUUCACUAAAGAGGACAGGUCCCAGUAUACAGAGCUACGCAUGUGCUUGGGAACCCUGCUCUCUCCAUCCCAAGAUGAGCGUUAUAAAUAUGCCCUCCUGCUGAAACAUGUCAAGGUUCCUCGGGCCCAUAAUAUUGUAUUAGCACAUGCACACUCCGCUACCCCUUACUCCGAUGCAUUAGCAGAUCUUGAUGACCGCUACGGGCGAACAUGGGACUAUGUCCUCCAAGAGAUGAGGGACAUAGAGAAACUUCCUCCAGUCAAAGAUGACCGGGCCCUGGACGACCUGUCUGUACGAGUACAAUCUCUAGUAGGCAUGCUCCAGUCCCAGCAGGAGAAAGGAAAUCAUGAACUCCGCCCCAGCUCCAAUGUAGAGCGCAUCCUCGACAAACUUCCCAAGUUCAGACAGGAGAGAUUUAGGCGUCAAUGAAACUACCUCCACGGAUCUCAGCACGAGUUGUCCCUGAUGGACCUCUCCACAUUCUUACGGAUGGAAGUUCGGAGCCUCAGAUUGGACCCCUCCCUACGGGGCGGCCCAACCCCAGGAGAUGUAGGAAAGAAGAGCAGAGGUCAUGGGAAACCAACUACUGUGAUGCUUCAGACAGAAGAUUUCAAACCGAAACCGACCCAGUCAGCCCAUAAGAAAGAACCUUCCACGCCGAACAAGAGCAAGGCGAAACCUCACUGCCCCUUCUGUGAUAAAGAGCACUGGCUACAUGCCUGCGAAGACUUCACCAAGAUGAACAAAGAGCAGGUCACAGAGUGGAUCAGAGUCAAUCGGCGAUGCUGGAGGUGUGCCCGCCAACACAAAGUGUCAGAGUGCAACCUUAAGAAGAGGUGUAAGCAAUGUCAAGCUACCCACCUGACCAUCCUGCACGAUGUUAAUCGCAGAGAAACGCCCACUGCGUCAACGGCCGAGGUACACUACAUCGACCCAGCAAAGAGCGGAAGCUCCAGAGUAAUGUUGAAGAUAGUAAGAGUCCUCCUACGCUACAAGGAUAGAGUACUGGACACCCACGCUGUCCUUGACGACGGCUCUGAGAGAACACUCUUACUUGCAUCUGCUGCAGAGGAACUGGGAAUCAAGGGACGGGAGGAGAGGUUGAACCUCCGCACUAUCCGUCGAUCAUCGACGAUCAUCAAGGGUGAGAGUGUCGCUUUCACCAUAUCCCCUGCUGACCAGCCAAACAAACAGUAUCCAGUGACCAACGUCUUCACCAGCCAGCAGAUUGGUCUGUCUCAGUACGAUUAUCCUAUCGAGCAACUCAAAAAGAGGUUUGAGCACCUGCAACGCCUACCGGUACCACUAAUUGAUCAAGUCAACCCAACCCUCCUCAUUGGCUCUGAUCACACCAACCUUAUCGUCCCUGUCAGUGCAGUAUAUCUUGGGCCCCGAGGGUGUCCAGCAGCAGUCAAGACAAGAUUGGGUUGGACUCUCCAAGGUCCAUUCAACUCUCCCCGCAAUAGAAUAGCACCAACCCGCUGCCUGUACAGCAAAGUCACCCCUGCCGACGCCACUCUGCUGAACCACGUCGAGCGCCUGUGGCAACUGGACGUUCUUCCCUUCUGUAACGAGAAACAGAUGGUGCGCUCCAAGGAGGAUAAGUACGCCGUGGAACUGCUUGAGCAGAAGACCAAGAGGAUAGACGUCAAGGGAGUACAGAGGUAUGCCACUCCACUAUUGAGGAGAGAAAACAUGCCGACUCUGCACGUAUCCAAGGAAGUAGUCAGCAACUACCUGAGGAACACGGAGAGACGGCUGGCCAAGGACCCGCAGCAAGCAGCAGUUUACCGAGCUGAGAUUGGCAAGUUAAUAGUAAGCGGUCAUGUAAAGAAGAUAGACAACUUUGAAGCGGGCAAGUCGAGAGAGAGUUGGUACGUACCGCACCACAAGGUCCGACACAAUGGUAAAGACAGAGUAGUCUUUAAUUGCAGUUUCCAGGUCGGCAAACAGUGUCUAAAUCGUCACCUCCUUCCCGGCCCCACCCUUGGGCCAUCACUCCUAGGAGUCCUUGUGCGCUUCCGGCAGGACAGAGUGGCAAUCAGUGGGGACAUUAAGGGAAUGUUCCACCAGAUCCACCUUCUGGAAGAGGAUAAACCCCUACUGAGGUUCCUGUGGAGGGAUGACCCAAGUGACGAACACCCUUCUAUCUAUCAAUGGGAAGUACUACCAUUUGGUACUACCUGCAGCCCCUGCUGCGCGAUCUUCGCCCUGCAGAAGCAUGUCACAGACGACUCAGAGGCAGGAGAAGACAUCCGCCACAGUAUCGAACGCUGUUUUUAUGUAGACAACUGUCUACAGAGUGUCCCCACUGAGCAUGAGGCCGAAACCAUCCUUAUGAAGCUGAGGACCUUGCUAGCGAAGGGAGGAUUCGACCUGCGUCAGUGGGCAAGUAGCCAUCCUGGGGUGCUCAGUCAGCUUCCCCCCGAAGCCAAUGCCAAGAGCAGCGAGACUUGGAUGGCCCAGAGCCCCGGAGAGGCUCAGGAGAUGACCUUGGGUCUCGUAUGGCACUUCCAGACAGACACUCUGCACUACCGUCACACCCCACCUACAGAGGAGCGCAUCACCAGAAGAAGCAUUUAUAGUACUCUUGCGAGUCAGUACGAUCCACUCGGUUAUAUCCUCCCAUAUACAACUAGAGCCAAGGUUCUGGUGAGAGAGUUGUGGUCGAAGGACCUGGGCUGGGAUGACCCAAUCCCUGAUCACCUCGCUGCCAAGUGGAGAGAGUGGGAAGAAGAACUUUCUCUCCUCGGUGAAGUUACUCUUUCACGCAGCUACUUCCCUCCGACCGUCGACCUGAGAACGAGUAAGAUAGACUUGCAUGUCUUUAGUGACGCCUCCGAGACUGUUUACGGAUCCGUGGUCUAUCUCAGAGCAAUUGACACCGCUGGUGACGUCCACAUAGCCUUCGUCCUAGCCCGCUCUCGGGUAGCCCCUCGUAAGCAGCAGUCCAUCCCACGCCUGGAGCUCUGUGCGGCCCUCGUCGGCGCACAACUCGCUAAGAUGGUAAAGGACGAGCUCACCCUGCCGCUGCAAGAGACCAUCCUGUGGUCCGACUCCAUGACUGUGAUUUCCUGGCUGCAAUCCGAAUCCUGCCGCUAUAAAGUGUUCGUCGGAACAAGGGUUUCGGAAAUCCAGGACCUAGUUGGAGUGGAGUGUUGGAGAUAUGUUGACACAGGAAGUAACCCGGCGGAUAUAAUCACUAGAGGUGCUACCCUCGCCACCCUGUCUCAAGCGAACCCUUACAGUUGCGGACCAGACUUCCUUCGGCGGUCAGAGGACUGGCCACUGCCACCAUCCAUCGCUGAGAACCCAGAUGAGGCAGAGUUGAAGAGAUCACCGUUUUGUGGAUUAUGUCAGGUCCCACCAGCAGAUGGCCCCUGCUUUGAUGACAGUCCUACACUUGAGCAUCUGCAGAAGGCGACUUUUCUUUGGCACCACCCAGACCUCCCAGCCACUACAGACCUAAGUGCAGCAGAUUAUGUGGAAGCAGAACUAUUAGUCCUGAAGAGAGCCCAGCGUGAUUCCUUCCCUGAGGACCUGGAGUGCUUGACCGCUGGGAAGCCCGUCCCGUCAGAUAGCAGACUCUUGAGACUAGCCCCGGAACUUGAUUCUGAAGGUCUGAUCCGAGUGGGAGGUCGGUUACGACGUGCUAUGAACCAGAAGACACGAAACAUCCCAUUGUGUUGGGAACCAAACACAAAGUGACAGAGUUAAUCAUUCAGAAGUACGACCAAGCAGUGUGCCAUGCAGGGGCAGAGAGAGUUUUCGCCGAGAUACGACGACGCUACUGGAUACUGCAGGGAAGAGAAGCCGUACGCCGAUUCCAGCGAGCUUGCACCGCCUGCCAGAAAUGGAGAGCCCAACCCGCCAUACCCAAGAUGGCAGAUUUGCCGCCUUCAAGAUUGAGGAUAGGAGAGAGGGCGUUCCACACAACUGGAGUAGACUGUUUUGGUCCAUUCUUAGUCAAGAGAGGGAGGGGGACUGAGAAGCGCUGGGGAAUCGUGUACAAAUGCAUGACCACAAGAGCCGUACACAUUGAGCUGCUACAGUCUAUGACUACCGAUUCCUUCCUAAUGUCCUUCAGGAGAUUUCAAGCUAGGAGAGGGAACCCGGCCGUGCUGUUGUCAGACCAGGGGACCAAUUUCAAGGGAGGAGAGUCUGAGCUACGCGAGAUCUUUGAGGCCAUGUCAGAAGAACUGAAGUCCCGUUUAGCUCCAGCUCAAGUCCACUUCCAGUUUAACCCCCCAAAUGCACCUCACUUUGGGGGCACAUGGGAGAGAGAAUUGAGGUCUAUUAAGACCGCCUUGUACACCGUGUUGGGAGCACAGUCCAUUACUGAUGAAGUCUUGGCGACUGUUUUGACUGAGAUAGAGGGAGUGUUGAAUUCCAAACCUCUCGGGUACGUAUCCACGGACGUCGCUGAUGUGGACCCUGUGACUCCAAACUACCUCCUUAUGGGGCGGCUGGACCCUGCUCUCCCCCAGACCGUGUACAAUCGAGAUAAGAUGAGAGGAAGAAGGAUGUGGAGACACAGUCAGGUUUUAGCUGAUCAGUUCUGGUCCCAUUUCAUACUAUACUAUCUCCCCUCCCUCCAAGCCCGACAGAAAUGGGUGAGAGAUAAGGACAAUCUGACAGAAGGCACAGUCGUGAUGAUCGUUGAUCAGUCUCUACCAAGAGCUAUCUGGCCUGUGGGGCGAGUGAGCAGAGUCAUCGUCGGAUCUGAUGGAAAGGUUAGAGCAGCAGAUGUUACUGUCCAGGGACGGACCAUACAACCAUACAACCAUACAGGACAAAAGUUCUGAUAGAGGAACAACAAAAAAGGUCAAACGUUCUCAAAGAAACAACCAAACAGGUCAAUAGUUCUGAUAGAGGGACAACCAAACAGGACAAAAGUUCUGAUAGAGGAACAACCAAACAGGUCCAAAGUUCUGAUAGAGGAACAACCAAACAGGUCCAAAGUUCUAGGAGAAACAACCAAACAGGUCCAAAGUUCUUAAAGGUACAACCAAACAGGUCAAAAGUUCAUAGAGGAACAACCAAACAGGUCCAAAGUUUUGAUAGAGAAACAACCAAACAGGUCAAAAUUUCUAGGAGAAUCAACCAAAAAGGUCUAAGGUUCUUAAAGGAAACACCAAACAGGUCAAACGUUCUUAGAGGAAGAACCAAAAAGGUCAAAAGUACUUCAAGAGGAACAACCAUACAGGACAAAAGUUCUGAUAGAGGAACAACAAAAUAGGUCAAACGUUCUCAAAGAAACAACCAAACAGGUCAAAAAAUCUAGGAGAAACAACCAAACAGGUCCAAAGUUCUUCGAGAGGAACAACCAAACAGGACAAAAGUUCUGAUAAAGGAACAACCAAAAAGGUCCAAAGGUCUGAUAAGGAACAACCACACAGGUCAAAAGUUCUUCCAGAGGAACAACCAAACAGGUCAAAAGUUCUUACAGGAACAACCAAACAGGUCCAAAGUUCUGAUAGAGGAACAACCAAACAGGCCAAUAGUUCUGAUAGAGGGACAACCAAACAGGACAAAAGUUCUGAUAGAGGAACAACCAAAAAGGUCCAAAGUUCUUAAAGGAACAACCAAACAGGUCAAAAGGUCUUAGAGGAACAACCAAACAGGUCCAAAGUUCUGAGAGAGAAACAACUAAACAGGUCAAAAGUUCUUCAAGAGGAACAACCAAACAGGACAAAAGUUCUUCAAGAGGAACAACCAAACCGGACAAAAGUUCUUCAAGAGGAACAACCAAACAGGACAAAAGUUCUUCUAGGGGAACAACCACACAGGUCAAAAGUUCUGAUAGAGGAACAACCAAACAGGUCCAAAGUUCUAGGAGAAACAACCAAACAGGUCAAAAGUUCAUAGAGGAACAACCAAACAGGUCCAAAGUUCUGAUAGAGGAACAACCACACAGGUCCAAAGUUCUGAUAGAGAAACAACCAAACAGGACAAAAGUUCUGAUAGAGGAGCAAUCACACAGGACAAAAGUUCUGAUAGAGGAACAACCAAACAGGUCAAAAGUUCUUACAGGAACAACCAAACAGGUCAAAAGUUCUGAUAGAGGAACAACCAAACAGGUCAAUAGUUCUGAUAGAGGGACAACCAAACAGGACAAAAGUUCUGAUAGAGGAACAACCAAACUGUUGUGGGGCAUGUUCGUAGUGAGGACCCAGAAGCAGACACUGAGACUGAGAUCAACUUAAAGCGAAUUUAAUGUCCAAACAGAAAGGGGUAGAUAAUACAGCAGAGGAUGUCCGGUUGGGUGGUUGGCUGGCUGUCGUGUGGGCUGGAGACACUGCAGAAGAGACCAGAGGAGACAGGAGUUAAAGAACAUGAAAAGAGUCACUAGGAGCAAAGUUCUGAAAGUUAUACCAACGAAGUUUUGGCCAGGAGACGCAUCUUUACCGCUGGGCAGGGUAGACAAUACUCAGGCGAUGAGACUGAGGGCUGCAGGCUUCUUAAAGUGCCUUGAUUGGAGAUGUGGAGCAGGUGUGUGGUCUCACUCAGCCUCAGCGCCGGGGGAGGGGAGGAAGCCCUGGAAAAGAGAAAAGCCAAACCAGGCAAACAGGGAAACAAAGAAAGUCCAGCCAACACAAAACAAGAUGAGAAGGCGUCUCACCACACAAACAGGUCAAAAGUUCUGAUAGAGGAACAACCAAACAGGUCCAAAGUUCUGAUAGAGGAACAACCAAACAGGUCCAAAGUUCUGAUAAAGGAACAACCAAACAGGACAAAAGUUCUUCAAGAGGAACAACCAAACAGGACAAAAGUUCUGAUAGAGGAACAACCAAAAAGGUCCAAAGGUCUGAUAAGGAACAACCACAUAGGUCAAAAGUUCUGAGAGGAACAACCAAACAGGUCAAAAGUUCUUCCAGAGGAACAACCAAACAGGUCAAAAGUUCUUCCAGAGGAACAACCAAACAGGUCAAAAGUUCUUACAGGAACAACCAAACAGGUCAAUAGUUCUGAUAGAGGGACAACCAAACAGGUCAAAAGUUCUGAUAGAGGAACAACCAAAAAGGUCCAAAGAUCUUAAAGGAACAACCAAACAGGUCCAAAGUUCUUAGAGGAGCAACCAAACGGGUCAAAAGUUCUGAUAGAGAAACAACCAAACAGGUCAAAAGUUCUUAAAGGAACAACCAAACAGGUCAAAAGUUCUUAGAGGAGCAACCAAACAGGUCAAAAGUUCUGAUAGAGAAACAACCAAACAGGUCAAAAGUUCUUCAAGAGGAACAACCAAACAGGACAAAAGUUCUUCAAGAGGAACAACCAAAAAGGUUCAAAGUUCUUAGAGGAACAACCACACAGGUCAAAAGUUCUUACAGGAACAACCAAACGGGUCCAAAGUUCUGAAAGAGGAACAACCAAACAGGUCAAUAGUUCUGAUAGAGGGACAACCAAACAGGACAAAAGUUCUGAUAGAGGAACAACCAAACAGGUCCAAAGUUCUUCCAGAGGAACAACCAAACAGGUCAAAAGUUCUUACAGGAACAACCAAACAGGUCCAAAGUUCUGAUAGAGGAACAACCAAACAGGACAAAAGUUCUGAUAGAGGAACAACCAAAAAGGUCCAAAGUUCUUAAAGGCACAACCAAACAGGUCAAAAGUUCUUAGAGGAACAACCAAACAGGUCAAAAGUUCUUCCAGAGGAACAACCAAACAGGUCAAAAGUUCUUACAGGAACAACCGAACAGGACAAAAGUUCUGAUAGAGGAACAACCAAACAGGUCAAAAGUUCUUCAAGAGGAACGAUCAAAAAGGUUUAAAGUUCUUAGAGGAACAACCACACAGGUCAAAAGUUCUGAUAGAGGAACAACCAAACAGGUCCGAAGUUCUGAUAGAGGAACAACCAAACAGGUCAAUAGUUCUGAUAGAGGGACAACCAAACAGGACAAAAGUUCUGAUAGAGGAACAACCAAACAGGUCCAAAGUUCUUCCAGAGGAACAACCAAACAGGUCAAAAGUUCUUACAGGAACAACCAAACAGGUCCAAAGUUCUGAUAGAGGAACAACCAAACAGGACAAAAGUUCUGAUAGAGGAACAACCAAAAAGGUCCAAAGUUCUUAAAGGCACAACCAAACAGGUCAAAAGUUCUUAGAGGAACAACCAAACAGGUCAAAAGUUCUUCCAGAGGAACAACCAAACAGGUCAAAAGUUCUUACAGGAACAACCGAACAGGACAAAAGUUCUGAUAGAGGAACAACCAAACAGGUCAAAAGUUCUUCAAGAGGAACGAUCAAAAAGGUUUAAAGUUCUUAGAGGAACAACCACACAGGUCAAAAGUUCUGAUAGAGGAACAACCAAACAGGUCAAAACAGCCAAAAACAGUGUUUCGGACUCUGAACUGUUUCCUUUGUUCAUUUCACAGUCCAGUCUGAACCCCUCAGAACAACAAACUUUUUGGAUCAAAAUUUUCUCUUGUCUGUGCUCAGACUGUCUGGGUAUUUUCACUCAAAAAUCUGCUCUGCAUUUACAGACAUGGUCUAAGUGUUGCUUUCAAGUAAAGCUGCAGCAUUGCAGGAAUGCUUCAACAUGUGGAUCAGCUGAGAACGUCUGACAGAUGUGCGCUGAUGUCCUCAGCUGCAGCAUAGACUUCCUAAGAAAUUCAGUUGAGCUGUUUAUGAAAAUCUGUGUGUCUGAGACCCAUUAGUACUUCAAUUAUAUCAUCGGUUUCCUCAGAAGAGCUCAUAAAUAUAAAAACUUGGAGUGCUGUAAAACUCCCUUGGUACUUUUUGGCACUCCUAGGCUAUCAUACCUGGAUUCAGGGCCAUAAAAUUGAGCAGAAACUUCAAACUGGGUCCUAAAGUGAACCCAGUUAAACUGUCCAACUCUUUACAGCUUGGUACCAAAUGAAUUUUUCCCCUCCUGAAAAAUCUGUAAAGGUUUUUUUUAAAUAACGUAUUUAAUUACUUCAGACUAAACGUUGUGAAUACUUUUCUGUAAUAAGGCUGAGUUGGUGUUUGAUUUUAAAGCAGCUCCUUUAAGUUUCCAUGAACAGCCUGAACACACUGUAAGAGCUUGAGAAGACAAUAAGAACAAUAUUAAUACACUCUCUGUGGCAAAAAAAAGUUUCUGUUACAAAAAAUAGUUUUACCCCUUUAAAUUUUAUUUUUUAUAAAGGAACUUCAUUUUAAUUUCUCUGAGAAAAGAAGCAUAUACGAACCUUGUGCCUCAAUCAAACAGGUAUUUUAAACAACUUAAAGAGACCGUUAUUGGCGAUCAUGAAUCCUGACUUAACGAAUCGUUUUACUGUCUGUUGACUGCUAACUUCUGGUGAAAUUUCCUUUCAAAAUAAGAGCAUCGGUCUCUGUUUUUAAAAAUAAUAGCAAAUGGGGAUUGUACCUUCAAAAUAAGACUGGCAUAAUGUGGGUCAUUUACAACCACCCUGACUUGUUUCUAAACUCUGAGUCAGCUUAAAGGUGGGGUUGUCAGGAUCUGAGGAAGUCCCAGUUUUUAGGAGAAAUCUUGAAUGUAAACUCUACCCCUCCCAACCAGUUUUCCCCUCAGCUCCUCUUCUCCCCUCCCUCUUUGCUCCAGCAAGCCCCGCCCACAAACAGACGCUCCUGCUCGCUCAUAUUGUUCCAAUUAAAUUCAGAUAUAAUGCAGAUAAAUACUUCAGAUAAUUACAAAUGGGGCCAGGACCAGGACCUGAGGUCAGCAGUUUAGCGGCGAUACGACACGCUACAGCAGGUCCCGUUUGACAAGAAACACUUCUGUUACAGACACUUGGCUUACUUUGUCAAAGCGGUUUACCUGUCCAGCAGAAAGGUUACAGGGUCACCAAGAUCCCGAAGCGUCCCCCAUCGUUCAUGUUGACCUGGCUCUUUUAGCUCUUGUCCGGUCUACCUUCUUUUUAAGUGCCUGUUAUUCUGCCAGAGUCUCCAGUAUUUACUUCACUUUCUUGCUUGUGUUGGCAGUCGUGGCCAAUGGAGGAUUCAGACAAUUUUCUGUACUUUCUGGUUGGUUUCUAUUGUCUGAUAUUGUAGCAUGUUAACUUUGUUUGGGUUAGUGAAUGACACAGGGGAGCAGUGUCUGCCUCACAACCAAUCAGCACUAAGGAGCAGUAUCAGCCUCACAACCAAUCAGGUUUGGGGAGGCAGGGAAUGGCUUUGUUUACACUCAGAAAGAGCAGGCCGCUCAAAAAUGUUAAAAUGUUGACUACACAGACAUAAGAAAACACAGGGAUAUUGUUAUAUUCCCAAAUGUCAUCAAUAACUAAUAACUAUUGACUGAUAUUAAAAGCUUUUCUGUGAAUACACCACAAAAAAAGAUGCUCCUUUAACGGAUCCUGCCUAACCCACCUUCAACACAGGAGACAGCGGGUUACGAUGACCCUGAAACUCGGUGUGUUCAGUCUCUGUUGUCCUGGUCCAAAGUCUAAUGGGUCCCCUUAAACCGAGGCUACAGUCUUCAUAGCAGUGGUGGCUGGUUCAACUCCCAGCAGUUCAACUCCCAGCUGUGGGAUUUUCCCAGUUUCCUAUCUCUCAUCAGCCGGAGGAAAGAAUGUCCAAAAACUGUAACUUUGAAAUAAAAAAGGACUAAAACUGAAUAUCUCUGCAGGGUCCUGGGGGGGAGAGAGGUCUUCCUGGACCUGAUGGACCGCCUGGCUCUCCUGGACACCCGGUCAGUACACAGUUGAACCAUCUAAAUCAUGGCUCUGAGUUUGAUCAAGGGCAGACAGGAAUCAUGACCACAGGAGGUGUUCAGCUGAGGACUGUCAUAGCCAAUCACAUCCAACUCUGGUCAAAUGGCGGGCUAACAGAGUUUAUAAUAACAGCAUGAAAAUACAGAUACUCUAUCCAGGAGAUGUGGCUCAUGAUCUCUUUAUCUGCUCCGACUCUGCAGGGUGAUCCGGGAACAGCUGGUGCUAAAGGAUCAGAUGGACGCCCCGGCCCUAACGGACAGAAGGUGUGUGACACACUUGGCUAAAUUCAUGAGGUUUUCUUCCUCAACUGCAGUGAGGUCGUGUCUCUGGAGUGAUGGAGUUUAGUUGUGGUCAGGUGAUUUCUCAGAUCUCUUCAUUCCAGACUUUCUUAGGUUCCUCUCGGCACAUUGAUACAGGCUCCAUCUGCAGUUCUGUAUUCAGUGAUUGGCUGUUUCAGAAGAUGUAUUGAGACAUGUUAAAAAUUUGACUAAUGGAGGAUCAUCAGCAGGGGGGUGAGCUUCUGGAGGUCCCAAAACCCUUCCACUCAGAACUGCUUUACUUGACCAUGUCUUCCAUUUUUGUAGGAUAACUUUACUAUAUUAGCUAACUGAGGUCCAGAGUGCCGUUCCAUGGUCAGGUUACGAUGAGAGUGCCUUUUGCUGGAUCUAAAGCAAAGUUCUAACAAAGGUUUGAACUUGCAUCAAAAGUGACAGUGCUUAAUGUUCUCCUCCUCUCUUCUCAGUCAUCCCUCUUUCAUCAGGGAAGGGAUUUUUAUUUUCGUAGGAUGGUAGGGAGAGGUCCCGCCUCCUUCGCCUCUGAUUGGCUGUGAAAUGUCAUCACAUGCUCAACCUGAGCACGGGCUGUUGGCUCUGUACACCUAACAGAACAUUACAGACAUUACGCACGCAAGGUCCAUCACGCUGAAAAAAAUCCGUAUGUAUCAAUGUGUGCGGGCGCCGAAAUCCACGUGUUUCCUUGAUAAAUCCCAAUCAGCGUGGAAUUGAGCGCAGAUGUCGGAGUGACUGGGCCAGCCCCCGUUACGCCCUCCUAUAAAUAUGCAGAUUUAUUUAUAUAGGGUCUCCCUGUCCUCGCACGCAAACAAAAUGACAAGAAAAACUAAAUUUACGGCGUGCGAGGUGGAGGUGCUGGUGGCGGAGGUGGAGGAGCGACAGCCUGUUUUGUUUGGCAGCCUGUCCAGUGGCGUCAGUGCAAAACAAAAACGCUUGGAGUGGGAGAAAGUUUGCGAGAGGGUGAACGCGGUGGGUUCCGAGACACGCACCCCCGCGGAGAUUUAAAAAAAAGUGGUCGGACCUCAAGGUGGAGGUCAAGCGGCGUACAGCUGCCCUCCGGAGGAAUACCGGCCAGACAGGUGGGGCUCCGGGGGAGGAGACCCUCACGCCGUUUGAGCAGCGGGUGGUGGCGAUUAUUAUUAUAGGGUAAGUGGCGUGUCACACAAAUGUCCACAUGCUUUGUCAUCCCACUGAGCAAAAGACGUAUAUUAGACGUCUAGUCUAAGUUUAUACUUCAUUUCAACGUCGGGAUUCAGUCUAUUUUUAGACGUGAUUUAUACUUCGCCCUUAACUUCAUUUUUCGAUAACUUUUUAUGCAAUAAACAACUGUAAUGUGCAUAACUGACCUCUAAAUACUGGAUUACAUUAUCUAUGAUACCGUGGAGAGAGAUGUUAACGCAACAGAUACACAGAAGCAGGAAUUGAAAUGAACCAAUAUUUUUAUUGUGUCACAGAAAUCAAUGUGUCGGCCGUGUCGCCGGCUUGCGGAACCCCGGCUUGCGGCAGCCCGUCCGCCGGUUCGAGGUCGUCGGCCAGGACCAGCAGCAUACGGGCCACCCCGGCCCCAGCACCAGGACCAGCAUCAGCACCAGCGCGCCGACAAGCGGUGGAGCGUCCACCAGCCGCGGCGCUUCCGCUGGACCACCCGGACGCAGUGGAAGGGUCCUCACGGAGGCGGUCCUGCAAUCGCAGGAAGAAAUCAUCAGGGGGAUCGCGGGGAUCAACGAGCGGCUGGACCGGCUCGUAAAUGUCCUCGAGCGUCUGGUGGAGAAAAUAAAUUAAUUUGGCUCAUUGAACUGUGUAUUCACUUCUUACCCAUUCACACUGUGGCGAUGAGAUUCUCCCGCGUGAGGACGGCGGCCCGGCAGGGAUCAGCUCGCAUCCCUCCGUCUGCUGCUGGUUCGUCAUGUGGGGCGACGUGCUGCUCGGCCACGGGGAUGUGGUGCACGCUUGUCACAUAGUGAGUCACCAAACACCGCCACACAGCGUCGCCAAAGUGCCACCAACGCAAGUAUCAGCUCAAUGCCAACUUCUACACCACCUCCUCACUUUGCGUUGAUUAGCGCUGGAACUGACGCUCGUUUCGCGAUGAUAAAUCUGGACGUGUGCGCCGAUUUUGGCGUACGCAAGGUUUUCUGGCGCCGCCAGCGUUGAUACAUAAGGCCCCAGAUCUUUUCCACCAGACUUGUACAAGGGAAUAACUUUGGCUGUUUUCAUUUCAUUUGGAAAUAUUCCUGUUGAGAGUGAAAGAUUAAAAAUAUAGGUCAGAGGUCUAACUACAGCUUCGAUAGUGUCCUUAAUUAACGUCAUGUCAAUCCCGUUGUUAUCUGUCGACCGUUUGCUUUUGAAUGCUGUAACAAUCCUCAUCACUUCAGUUUCAUGAGUGGGAGUAAGAAACAUAGAAUUUACAUUUGCUUCAAUCAAAUUAUUCACAUCAUCCGCAUCAACUGGUUGUACAAUAUCACUUGCCAAGUUAGGGCCAACAUUUAUGAAGAAAUCAUUAAACUCAUUUGCCAUUUGUUCCUUAUUGGAUAUAUAAAUAUCACCCUUUAAUAUGGAUUGAGGGAAAUCCGCUUUCCCCAUGUUUUUUUAAAUCAAGCUGUUGAUUACUUUCCAUGUCUCUUUUAUGUUGUUUCUAUUCUCUUCCAUCCGCUUACUGUAAUAAUUGUCUUUACAUAUCCUUAAUAUAUUUGUCACUUUAUUUUUAUAUAACUUAUAUUUUCUUUCAGCUUUUUCUGUUCUACAUCGUAUUAAUUCUCUAUAUAGUCUAUUUUUCUUUUUUAUUGCAUUCUGUAGGGAUUUUGUUAUCCAAGGCUUAUUUUCUUAUUUGUUUCUGUCCUUAUGUGUUCUCAAUGGGCAGUUCUUAUAGAUGUGUAGAUGUGUUCAAACGAGACAAAUUGAUUAGAACUGAAUAAGUUAAAGAGAAAAGAUAAACCAUUUCUGUGCCACACCUUAAAGGCCGAGUCCUCCUGAGAUGCAAGUGGUUAUAUAGGAUUGGAAGGCAGAGAAUAGCUUGUUUGUGAUUAAAAUGGGUUCUGAAUUGGUUCCAGAUACGCAAUGAAUUUUUAACCGUUGGGUUGCCAAUGUAUUUACCAAUGUUGAGAGGAAGUGGUCCUGAGAGCAAAGAGAUGUGAGCAAUGGAGCGAUUACUCUGAAGUUCCAUCCCAGCCCAGAUUGGGCUUUCCUUGUUGGAAAAGGCACUGAACCAGUACGGGAACUUAGCUAAAUUUGCUGCCCAGUAGUAGUGAAGAAAAUUUGGUAGGCCUAGACCUCCUUCUACCUUGGGUCUUUCUAAGUAAAUUCUCUUCAUAAGGGGGUUUGAAUUCUUCCAUAGGAAGGUGGAGAUAUACCGAUCCAAUUGCUUAAAAAAUAAUUUGCAAAGAUAUAUAGGUAACAUUUGGAAUAAAUACAUGAAUCUCGGUAAAACGCUCAUUUUGAUGGUAUUAGCGUGUCCUGCUAAAGAAAUUGGGAGAUUUGCCCAGCGAGAUAGGUUUGACUUUGUUCGAGUCAUGAGAGAUGAGAAAUUAUGCUUGAAAAGCUCAGACAUUUUACAUGUUACACUGAUUCCCAGGUACAAGAAACUCUCUGUUACCAGUUUAAAAGGAAAUCUAUCAUAUGCUAUCUCCUCAGCUAAUUUGUUAAUGGGGAAGAUCAAACUUUUAGCCAAAUUCAAUUUAUAACCAGAAAAUUUUCCAAAUUGUUUCAACGUCUCAAGUACAUGGGGAAUGGAAGUAACAGGGUUAGCGAUAUAGAGUAGCAAAUCGUCUGCAUAGAGUGAGAGUUUGUGCACCGUUUCGUUUCUUGUCACACCCAAAAUAUUAUUGUUGGACCGUAACGCUAUAGCCAGCGGCUCUAUAGCCAAGUUAAAGAGGAGCGGUGAAAGGCAACAACCUUGCCGUGUACCUCUGUAGAGUGAGAAGUAAAUGGAAGUAAUAUUAUUGGUGCAAACCGAGGCUUUUUUAUCCACUUACAAAAUGUUCUGCCAAAGCCAAAUUUGUUCAGAACCGCAAAAAGGUACUUCCACUCCACUCUAUCAAAUGCCUUUUCGGCGUCGAGGGCGAUGACGGUUUCCGGCUGAACGGUUGAAUGGUCUGCGUAAAUAAUAUUAAAUAAGCGUCUCAUAUUAAAGAGGGAUUGUCUCCCUGACAUAAAACCAGUUUGGUCUGGAUGGAUAAUUGUAACAAUAACUGCUUCCAAUCGAUGAGAUAUAUCUUAGUCAGGAUUUUAUAUGAACAGCAGAGCAAACUAAUGGGGCGAUAGGAUUCACACACUUUUUUGAGCCAUAAAGAGAUUGUUGCUUGUGUAAAGGUUUCUGGCAAUUUCCCAGUGGUGAGAAUCUCAUCAAACAUAGAUUUAAGUAAAGGGGAAAGUUUAUCCCAAAAGAAAUAAUAAAAUUCUAUAGGGAACCCGUCUGGUCCUGGGGCUUUACCAUUUUGCAUUGAUUUAAUUGCCUCCUUGAUUUCCUCUACUGUUAUCAGGUUAUCUAUGGAAAUUUGUUGCUCUAUACUUAUACUUGGUGUGGUUAAGCCAUCAAGAAACAGUUGUGUAAGAGAUGGAUCUACUGGGGCUUCUAAGGAGUAAAGAUUUGCAUAAUAUUGACUAAACUGAUUGUUGAUAAGCAAUGGAUCAAACAUCGUUGAGCCAGGGCCAGUCUUGAUCUCUGAGAUUGCUCUCUUAGCCUCCUCCUGUUUUAACUGGUGGGCCAACAGUUUCCCCGCCUUUUCCCCAUGUUCAUAAUAGACCUGACGUGAUUUCAAUAGGUUUUUUACUGUCUGAGAAGUGGAGAGGUUAUCAAACUCCGCUUGAAGGAGAAGUCGCCUCCUGUAUAGGUCUGGAUCCAAAGAUGCAGCAUACUGAUUGUCUGUGACAGCUAUGAGCUGGGAGAGAUCAGACAGACGCUUCAUACGUAAUUUAUUUUCAGCCGCCGAGUAUGAAAUUAUUUUCCCUCUCAGGAAUGCCAGCAAGGAUUCCCAUAAGAUAUGCUGAGGAAUGCCUGGAGUGGUAUUAAUCUCAAGAAAAAAGUCGAUCUGUGCUUCCAGGAAUUGCCUAAACUUGGGGCAGGAUAGUAAUAUAGGGUUGAAUCACCAUGUACGAGGCGGUGCACUUACAUUUGGAAACUUAAUUUCCAAUCGUAACGGGCUGUGGUCCGAGAUUACAGUACUGUGAUAUUUAAUGUUAGCCACGAGAGGAAACAAUUUGUCGUCUAACAGGAAAAAAUCGAUCCUGGAGUAAGAUCGGUGUACUGGUGAAAAGAAAGAAUAGUUUUGCGUAUCAGAGUUCUUUUUUCUCCAAGGGUCAGAUAACCCAUAGGCUUGCAAAAAAUAAUUUAUUAUUAUUGCCAAUUUAGACAAACUACUAUUGGGUUUUGGGUUUGAUCUAUCAAGACGUGGAUGUAGGACCAAACUAAAGUCACCGCCAAGUAUUAAAUGAUUCGUGUUAGGAUCAGGAAGUGAUGACAUUAGGUCAGAAAAGAAUUGAGGGUCAUCCCAGUUCUGGGCGUAUAUAUUGGUUAGCAGCACUGGUGUAUUGUGGAGUAUGCCUGCAACAAUGACGAAACGCCCCAAUACAUCUGAAAUUAUUAUCUUUUGAUCGAAUGGAAUGCCUUCUUUUAUCAGGAUCGCUACCCCCCUUGUCUUACAAUUAAAUUUAGAGUGAUAGUACUGACCAACCCAUUUAUAUUUAAGCUUAGAGUGAUGUUUUAAUUGUAAAUGUGUCUCUUGUAAAAACACAAUAUCCGAUUUAAAAGAUUUUAGGUGGUUAAAUACUCUACUGCGCUUAAUUGGAUGUUUGAUUCCCUUCACAUUCCAACUGAGGAAAGUAGUAGAGCUAGCUGUCAUCAACGGUGCCCUACCUACUGACAUUUGAGUAUACUAGGAGAAAUUGGCGCAUAUCCCUCUCGAAGGCCUGAAAACACAAAAAACUUACUAAGAAAAAACUAAAAACAAUGUGCAAACCUAACAUGAAGACAUAGCCCUGGGUACCCAUGCCGGCCUCUUCCCAAAUAAGAGGCUGCAUCGCAACUCCUACUGGAGCUUCUCACAAACAUGCUCGUAGCGGGCUUCUAACCCCCGCUAGAGCCAAAAAUAAAUGUAUCAGAAACUCUUCCUAUUGUCCUCAACCGUGACUUUACCCCUUUCCUCCUUCUCAAAUUUGCUUUUUUUUAAAAAAAUUUUCUUCCUCUUCUUUUCUUUAUUUUAAUUGCUUAUAAUAAUGAAACAAAAAAUAAAUAAAGUUAAGUGAACUAACUACCAUUACUCUUUUUUGAAAGUAGACGGAAAAAAAUAAAUACAGCGGAAAAAUAAAUAAAUAAAUAAAGUACACUUUUACCAAUUAUAACUUUAAAUACUAUAUGUAUAUUUUCUUCUUUUUCCCUUCCCUUUUUCUUAAGGAAACCACUUUUCCCAACUUUUUCCCUCUUCCCCCCACCUCCCUGCCACCCUUCCUCCCCACAAUCUCCCACCCGCUCCAUGCUCUUCCCCCCUGACCCCCAUGUACACAUGCACACACACACACACACACACACACACACACACACACACACACACACACACACACACUCGCUUCUGAUCCUUGUGGAUAAUCAGAACAUAUGUAUACAGGUGCAUGAAAUGACCAUCCUCACUCAUGCGCGCAACAGUUUUCUAGACGGAUCAUGGAUCAUGUUCUAAGAGUACACUGACCGGGAAUCAGCGCAUACUCCGACAGGGUGCGCGCGCGCUAACACACACACACACACACACACACACUAAAACAGACACAUAUAGACUCACACACAACUGGAUGUGUUCCCCCCUCCCACCCCCACUCCGAGGGAAGGAGAGAGAGAGAGAAAGAGAGAGAGAGAGAGAGAGAGGAAAAACAAAACAAGUCAAGUCAGCAACCAAACCAAAUGAACCCGCAGCAAGAUUGCUGGCUGACAGUCACCAAGCGGCCGUUUACAGAAAAAAAUACAAGCCGCCUGCAAUUGUCCAAGUGUCCGAGGAAAACAAGAGUCAAAAUGGCAGUAGCAGAAUUAAAAACUUUGUUGUCCGACAAGGAUGAUAAUAGGUGAUCUGAAUAGCAACAGAUAGCAUUGGCCUUUAGCUCGUGUCAGUCAAUUUUUACUCACAUUCAUCCCCCGUUGUGUCGGCUAACUUGUCCCCUGGUGUUUGCAUGGAUGCUAACCCAAGGCACGAACUCCAUUGAAGGGCCCACAUAGCUUGGCUAUCCUUGCUGUCUGGUCCGCGUAGAUGUGGAUCCUCCGGCCGUUGUGCAUAAUGGUCCCCAUCUGGGCUGCUUUGCGGAGAACGUCCACCUUCUCCUGGAAGUAGUGGAAUUUCACCACAAUGGGCCUUGGUUGAUCUCCUCCUCUGUUCUUAGUUAGCACUCUGUGUGCACGAUCUAGGGUCGGCGUGUAGUUUAGCUGUAGGGAGUCCUGCAGGAGUUUGGCUAUGGCCUCCUCUGGGUGCGUUUGGCCGAAAGUACUGUCCACGCCAAAAAUCCUGCAGUUUUCACGGCGUUGUCUCGAUUCCAUGUCGUCUAUUUUGUUGCGCAUUCUGUCCAUUUCAUCCAUUAAAGACGAGAGCUUAGUCUCAAGUUCCACAACUCUGUCUGAAUACACAUUAGCCGAGGCCUCCAGCGACUUUAGCUGCUCCUCCUGGGCUGUUGUAGCCCUCCGGAUGGUAUCAAUGGAGGCUGUUAGCUCAGUGCGCACCGCUGAAAUGGCGGCAUGUAGCUCCGUAGAGAGACUGUCAAUUUUGUCGUUUAGCUCUUUGGACAACGUCCUCUUCGUGACAUCAAUUCUGCCGAGUACCUUGCGUUCUGAUUUCUCAAUAGCUUCUGUCAGGAUGGACACAAUGUCGGCGUCUUCACUGGUGCUGCUGGUGGGCUGUUUGGUUCGCAGUGCAUGAACUUUUGGUGUUGUCAUCUUUGCAUAGUGCGGAUUCGGCCCAAAAAGCACCAGAGUCCAGAGAACAAUAUUAAUAAUAGCCAGAUAGUUUGACUAUAGGAAAAGUAGAAUGUUUAGAGUUUAAAUUAGAGAAAGUGUUUGUCUUGAGCAGGAGCCAGUCUGCAGCACACGUCCUCACAUGUCCCAGCAUUUCUAGCUAAUCAAAGGCGAAGGAAGUGGGACCUUCUCCUACUAUCCUACAAAAAAAAAUCCUGCAUCAGGGAAGCCACAUGGUCUUUUAACCUGGAGUUUUUUAUUUGAAGGGAGUCUCCAGAAAUCCUGGAUCUUAUAGGGAUAUUCAGACAUAAAAUAAUUUAGGGUCAAACACACCAUAACACCAAGUUAGACACCCCCUCCAGAGAUGAAUGUUGCCGAACGCUUGCUUCUCUAGUUAUACCAACUUUAGUAACGACCGCAGGAUAGCAAUACACAGCAGGCUAAGGAGCCAUAAACGAACCUCAACCAAAACGCCACUCUAUAGCCACAAAUAAUGCUCAGAACAGCACCUAACUUCAUCAACAGUACAUAUAGGGUCCCAGCCAUAGUACUAGCCACCAAACAUCUUUUUAACUUUGACUAAUUUCUUUAGCAAAGAGACUAAACACAACUCACCUACUCUCUUCCAGCAGCCGCUUGUUUGUAGCGAGACCUCAGGCCAGUCCAUUACAGACUACAGCGGGGUGGCACAACUCAAGGAAGAACAUUUAGGAUCAUCUCUUUAUCAUUUCAUUGACGUAAUAAUCACCAUAUUAAUCAUUUUGCUCUGCAGACGCGGUAGUUCUUCUGAGUUAGCGUCUCGGUCUGAUUGCAUUUUCGUGAAGAGGUUGAGGUUUGUGUGUGGCUCCUCAGACCGCUGUGUUAUCCUGUGGUCGUUACUAAAGUUGGUAUAACUAGAGAAGCAAGCGGUCGGCAACAUUCAUCUCUGGAGGGGGUGUCUAACUUGGUGUUACUGUGUGUUUGACCCUAAAUUAAUUUCACGCUUGAAUAUCCCUUUAAGAUAUGUUCACAAAAGUUGGGAUCAGGGCGCCGAUAGGCUAAUGAGUUAGGUGGCCCAAAUAAUGAGGUCAUAGUCCUGGUUGCAGCAGUCACUGGUUCAAGUCACAGCGUGGACCCUUUGCUGCAUGUCUUCCCCUGCUCUGUCCUCCUGGUCCACACAGUUCUUCAGAUCCAAAAAUGCCCAGUCUCUGCCACAUUCAGAGUCCAAGGAAAACUGUGAGACAGAAAAGGGGAGACUGGAAGUGCAUCAGGCUGGGGGGGGUUGAUGCAGGAGAUGCAGGAUGUGGUUUCCAGAUGACAUCAGUUUGAGUCAACAUGAGCGCCCCAUUAGCACUGGCACAGAUUAGGAAGCGUUAGGCGCCCAUGUGGUUUUGGCUUCAGCGCUCAAUCCCUAACACUCUAUCACAAUUGGAGAGGCCGAGACAUGAACCAUCCACUGAAACAAUGAUGGUUCAAGUACUUUUGACUGAACUGUCACUGGUAUUAUCUUAAUUUUAAUUAGAAUACUCUGAAGUGUAAGAAGUGUUUGUGUGUUUAAUGAGUUAAAAAUCAUCUGGAAACUCGCACAGAGGAUGUAAAGGGUUUUUUUGUGGUUGUUUUGAAGGGCCAGCCUGGUGAUCCCGGUGUGAAGGGUACUGCUGGACAAAGGGGACAUCGAGGAAUGCCGGUAAGAAGCUGAACCUCUCUUUUGAGCAAUAUAAACGUGAGUUGGACGUUGAUAUUUGGAUGUCUGUCUGUCUUUGUCGCAGGGUCAGGAUGGCAGAGAUGGGUAUGGACUUCCAGGAUCUAACGGGGCUAAGGUAGAGCUCACCCCUACAACCAAAAUCUGAACAAUCACAGCAAGUGUCUGUCCACUGUCACAUGAAUGGAAGACACUUAGUUGUCAGGUAAAACCAGCAUGUGGAGCUAAUGUCCCAAGCAGUGCUGUCAAAUAGCGAAGAGUCAGAAAAAACCCCAAGGGACAGACUUUAGUCCUGACAUGAAGCUGAUGCAGAAGUGCAAACAAGCAGUGGUUAAGUGUCCACUAGAGGGGGGCACUGAAACCCACAUGCAUACUUACCCCCAAUUUCCACUGUAUCCGAACAGAACAUCUACGAAAAGGCCGUGUUUGCUGAUCGCAGCUGAUCGUAACCCUUCAAGUUAAUGUGUCAAUUUCCAUCGGCUUCUUUCCUCUCCUCUGCGAAUCGCUGGACUCCUCAGCUGAUCGCAAGAGUUCUAUUUUUUCCGGACGCUGGAGCAUGCCGGAUAAAGUCAGCACAGAUUAACCCGUGCUGGAAAGGAAGUCGUGCACAGACACAAAAUAAAACAUCUGGCUUCUUUUCAAAAUAAAACACUCUGUGUUUCAGGAGGAUCGUAUUUUACACCAUGCAAACGGGCGGAGACAUACAAGUGAAAGGUUUUUAGACAUCAUUUCACCCCAAUGACACCAUGGAUGAGGAGAUGCUGAUUCUAGAAGUCUAGAAGUAAUUUUCCUCCUUUGGAAGGACACAAUCUAUUGCUUACAUGUCUAUGUGGCUGUCUUUAUAGAGACAACCAGCAAGCCACUGUUCCGGAUCAGAGCCUUGUCUGAUGCAGUGAGAAUUGGGGGUCACGUGUCACGCUCAGAUUUAGUCACCAUAGUUUCCAUCAUACGAUCCGCCUGAAAUACGGAGUGUUUUAUUUUGAAAAGAAGCCGGAUGUUUUAUUUUGUGUCUGUGCCCAACUUCCUUUCAAGCACGGUUAAUCUGUGCUGAAUUUAUCUGGCAUGCUCUGGCGUCCAGAAAAAAUAGAAGUCUUGUGAUCAGGAGCCUGGUGAUCCACAGAGGAACGGAAAGAAGCCGGUGGAAAUUGACACGUUAACUUGAAUGGUUACGGCGGAGAUGGCCUUUUCGUAGAUGUUCCGUUUGGAUACGUUGGAAAUUGGGGGUGAGUCGGAUUGAUGCUGCUGAGAUAGAGGACGGAGGAUCGUAGCAACACCACAAAUUUACAGUAAUGAGUAGACUAAUCAGGGCUGGUGGUCUUUGUUGAUUCUGAUGUGUAGUUACCGUUACAGACACACCACCAAGGCUGAAGGCCCGUGUAGACCCUGUCUCUCUGUUAGGUUAAGUCAACAUUUCCAAGAUAGAAACACAUGGGUAGGGGGGAGUCGCGCUGGUCUAAUAUUUAACGAAUCCUUUCUGAUAACUGAGUUUAGUUCUUCUGUUUGCAUAGGGGGAUUCUGGUUUUCCUGGUUACCCUGGUCUGCCUGUAAGUUUCAUUCUUAUAAAUCCAUUUCCGUACUAAAGAGGCUCAGUGUUACGUUUUUCCCUGACACGAUUUUUCUGUUGUUGUUUUCAGGGAGAAGGUGGUCUGAAGGGAACUAAAGGAAACCCAGGAAGCAAAGGGAACUCAGGGAGACCAGUGAGUCAGAUCACUCCUGCUUUCACUUCCUUCUGUCCGUCUGUUCCGGUUUCUGUGGUUUUGUGCCUCUGACUUGAUUUUCUGGUCAUCCAGGGAGACUCAGGAAGACCAGGAGAUCCAGGCACACCUGGAAACCGGGGAGAUUGGGGACACAAAGUAAGCAGACAGAAAGGCUGACACCACUUUUAUUGUUUUGGCUGAUGAGAAAAAGAAUAUUUCUGAAAUCCAAAAAUGUCCAACUUCUGAAAUAGUCGAUUUCUACUCUCAGUCUUUGCUUCCUAGUAUGAGCGUGGCAGGGUGCAGAGCCGAUCAACUGAGAUGUUUUAGAAGAUCAGGUUUCUUUAAUAGCUCCUUCAGCUUUCUCUCGACAAGUAUCUCACAGCUCAGAUGAAUCAGGCACAGCAUCACCAUCAGAGAAGCAUUUGGAGUUCUGGUUCUAUGAACAGGUGCUGAGUCCGGCUAGCAGCCUUGAGCUGGUCUGUACUGUUGGGUCAGCUGUUCUUUAUUAAAGGUGGAGUAGUCAGGAUCUGAGGAAGUUCCAGUUUUUAGGAGAAAUCUUGAAUGUAAACUCUACCCCUCCCAACCAGUUUUCCCCUCAGCUCCCCCUCUCCCCUCCCUCUCUGCUCCAACAAGCCCCGCCCACAAACAGACGCUCCUGCUCGCUCAUAUCUUUCCAAUUAAAUUCAGAUAUAAUGCAGAUAAAUACUUCAGAUGAUUACAAAUGGGGCCCAGUCAAGGUGGAAGUAAAAAGCAUUGGUGCUACUGUAGAUGCCAACAGACUACCAGCAAACACAAUGUUUGUAGGACUUCUACAACUAGGAUAAAGUGACAAAGUCCAGGACCCGAGGUCAACAGUUUAGCGGGUCCCGUUUGACAAGAAACACUUCUGUUACAGACACUUGGCUUACUUUGUCAAAGCGGUUUACCUGUCCAGCAGAAAGGUUACAGGGUCACCAAGAUCCUGAAGCGUCCCCCAUCAUUUAUGUUGACCCAGCUUUUUAGCUCUUGUCCGGUCUACCUCCGUUUCAAGCACCCGUUAUUCCGCCAGAGUUUCCGGUAUUUACUUUGUUUUCUUGCUUGUGUUGGCAGUCGUGGCCAAAGAAGGAUUCAGACAAUUUUCCGAACUUUCUGGUUGGUUUCUACUGUCCGAUUUGUAGCACGCUAACUUUGUUUGGGAUCGUGAACGACACGGGGGAGCAGCGUCUGCCUCACAACCAAUCAGGUCGGGGAGGUGGAGAACGGCUUUAGAGUCAGAAAGAGCGGACCGCUCAAAAAUGUUAAAAUGUUGACUUCACAGACAUAAGAGAACUCAGCGAUAUUGUUGUAUUCCCAAAUGUCAUCAAUAACUAAUAACUAUUGACUGAUACUAAAAGAUUUUUUGUGUAUACACCACAAAAAAAGAUGCUCCUUUAACGGAUUCCUGCCUACCCCACCUUUAGGUUGACUUAUAAUAAAGCUCACGUCGUUUUUAUUCCAGGAUCAUGAAGAAAUUCUUUAGUUAUGUCACAUGACCCAAAAAUACAAAUGUAACUCCACAUGGUUUCAUACUCCUCCUCCUCCUCUUCCUCCAUCCAGGGUUCCAAAGGUCCUCCUGGAGAGAGAGGCAUGCCUGUGAGUCCACCUUAAAUUCACUUCAUCUGCCAACAUGGAGGAAAACACUGAAUAUGUUUAAACUCUUCUGACGUGAUUCUCGUUGUCUCAGGAGUGUCAGCUGAUCUCCUACAUCAGAGAAAACUGCAGUGAGUGUUGA
Xyrichtys novacula (pearly razorfish) is the source of this 56979-nucleotide messenger RNA. Lineage: Eukaryota; Metazoa; Chordata; Actinopteri; Labriformes; Labridae. The record is from the annotation of a GenBank genome assembly.